This is a messenger RNA of Closterium sp. Naga37s-1, 64555 nucleotides long. The record is from the annotation of a GenBank genome assembly. NCBI's taxonomy places the organism in Eukaryota, Viridiplantae, Streptophyta, Zygnematophyceae, Desmidiales, Closteriaceae.
CCCCUGCCCGUUGCUGCCCCUCCCCUUGCCCCCUCAACUCCCCUGCCCCCCGUACACCCCACUCCCGUCCAACCGCCCCCACCCUCCCCCGGCUGCCCGUUUCCGCUCUCCACCCCCGCGACCGUGUGCGGCUUCCAACCGCCCAACGGUGUCACACCCCCUGCCCCCUCAUGCCAUCCGCUCCCCCCGCCCCUACCCUCCGCGUGCCCGCUCCCUCGCCGCCUCUUUUGACCCUCCCUGCCCCCCUCGCCGUUACCCACCGCUCGCCAUUCGCUCCUCCCCGCCCGUGCCCUCCCCUCGUUUACCUUCGCCUCCCCCCUCCCCUCCUCUGCUGCACGCCUCUUCCUUCCCCUCGCUAACCCACUCCACUCCCUGCCCCUCCUCAAUCCGCACCCUGCCCCUCGUUUCUCGCCCCCCUACGCUUGGUUUCUCCCCUCCCUGCCCCUCGCCGCCUUUCUCCGCUCCCCACCUCCCCCCUCUCCCUGCCCCCCCACUCUCCUCCACUUGCCCUUGGCUUCCCACCUCCCUGCCCCACCUUUCCCCCCUCCGUGUGCUCAGCUUCUCCCCUCCCUGCCUCUCCCUCCUCCCCGCCCUGCCCCUCAUUUUCCGCCCCCCCACGCCCGGUUUCUCCCCUCCCUGCACCUCCCUUUCUUUCUCCGUGCCUCUCCUUUGCUCCCUCCCUGCCCCCGCCUGCCCAUGCCCCUGUCUUUGGUUUCUCCCCUCCCUGCCCCACGUUUCUUCCCUCCCUGAGAUCACCUUGUACCCCCUCUGCCCCUCCCUUGUUCUCCCCGCACCCAUUGCUUCUCCCCUCCCUGCCCUUGAUUUCCCGCACCCCUGCCCUUGUUUCCUACCAUCCAUGCCCCUCGUUUCCCCUCUUUGUACGUUCACCCUCUUCCCUCCCUGCCCCUCCCUUCCUCCCCCCCUGCCCUUUGCUUUCCCCUCGUUACGCUCCCUUCUCCCCAUCCCUGCUGCCCUCUUACCACCAUCAGCCCGUCCCCACCACCAGCCCCCCUCCCACCCUUCUCCCCCCCCCCCUCUCCCUCUCUCUCUCUCUCUCUCUCUCUUUCUCUCGCACACACACACACACACACACUCCCCUCCCCCACCCCCCACCCACAUCCUCCCGUUCUGCCCCUCCCUGCCCCUGUUCCACCCCCUCGCACGCCCCUCACCUCUCACCUCCGUUCAACUGGAUUCCCCCCCUCUGGUGCAUCCCUUGCAUCGCUCGCCCCUCUGCUCACCCUCUGCCCGCCCCUUUUCCUUGCCCUCAGCUGGCCCAGCCCCUGCCCGUUGCUGCCCCUCCCCUUGCCCCCUCAACUCCCCUGCCCCCCGUACACCCCACUCCCGUCCAACCGCCCCCACCCUCCCCCGGCUGCCCGUUUCCGCUCUCCACCCCCGCGACCGUUCACACCCCCUGCCCCCUCAUGCCAUCCGCUCCCCCCGCCCCUACCCUCCGCGUGCCCGCUCCCUCGCCGCCUCUUUUGACCCUCCCUGCCCCCCUCGCCGUUACCCACCGCUCGCCAUUCGCUCCUCCCCGCCCGUGCCCUCCCCUCGUUUACCUUCGCCUCCCCCCUCCCCUCCUCUGCUGCACGCCUCUUCCUUCCCCUCGCUAACCCACUCCACUCCCUGCCCCUCCUCAAUCCGCACCCUGCCCCUCGUUUCUCGCCCCCCUACGCUUGGUUUCUCCCCUCCCUGCCCCUCGCCGCCUUUCUCCGCUCCCCACCUCCCCCCUCUCCCUGCCCCCCCACUCUCCUCCACUUGCCCUUGGCUUCCCACCUCCCUGCCCCACCUUUCCCCCCUCCGUGUGCUCAGCUUCUCCCCUCCCUGCCUCUCCCUCCUCCCCGCCCUGCCCCUCAUUUUCCGCCCCCCCACGCCCGGUUUCUCCCCUCCCUGCACCUCCCUUUCUUUCUCCGUGCCUCUCCUUUGCUCCCUCCCUGCCCCCGCCUGCCCAUGCCCCUGUCUUUGGUUUCUCCCCUCCCUGCCCCACGUUUCUUCCCUCCCUGAGAUCACCUUGUACCCCCUCUGCCCCUCCCUUGUUCUCCCCGCACCCAUUGCUUCUCCCCUCCCUGCCCUUGAUUUCCCGCACCCCUGCCCUUGUUUCCUACCAUCCAUGCCCCUCGUUUCCCCUCUUUGUACGUUCACCCUCUUCCCUCCCUGCCCCUCCCUUCCUCCCCCCCUGCCCUUUGCUUUCCCCUCGUUACGCUCCCUUCUCCCCAUCCCUGCUGCCCUCUUACCACCAUCAGCCCGUCCCCACCACCAGCCCCCCUCCCACCCUUCUCCCCCCCCCCCCUCUCCCUCUCUCUCUCUCUCUCUCUCUCUUUCUCUCGCACACACACACACACACACACUCCCCUCCCCCACCCCCCACCCACAUCCUCCCGUUCUGCCCCUCCCUGCCCCUGUUCCACCCCCUCGCACGCCCCUCACCUCUCACCUCCGUUCAACUGGAUUCCCCCCCUCUGGUGCAUCCCUUGCAUCGCUCGCCCCUCUGCUCACCCUCUGCCCGCCCCUUUUCCUUGCCCUCAGCUGGCCCAGCCCCUGCCCGUUGCUGCCCCUCCCCUUGCCCCCUCAACUCCCCUGCCCCCCGUACACCCCACUCCCGUCCAACCGCCCCCACCCUCCCCCGGCUGCCCGUUUCCGCUCUCCACCCCCGCGACCGUGUGCGGCUUCCAACCGCCCAACGGUGUCACACCCCCUGCCCCCUCAUGCCAUCCGCUCCCCCCGCCCCUACCCUCCGCGUGCCCGCUCCCUCGCCGCCUCUUUUGACCCUCCCUGCCCCCCUCGCCGUUACCCACCGCUCGCCAUUCGCUCCUCCCCGCCCGUGCCCUCCCCUCGUUUACCUUCGCCUCCCCCCUCCCCUCCUCUGCUGCACGCCUCUUCCUUCCCCUCGCUAACCCACUCCACUCCCUGCCCCUCCUCAAUCCGCACCCUGCCCCUCGUUUCUCGCCCCCCUACGCUUGGUUUCUCCCCUCCCUGCCCCUCGCCGCCUUUCUCCGCUCCCCACCUCCCCCCUCUCCCUGCCCCCCCACUCUCCUCCACUUGCCCUUGGCUUCCCACCUCCCUGCCCCACCUUUCCCCCCUCCGUGUGCUCAGCUUCUCCCCUCCCUGCCUCUCCCUCCUCCCCGCCCUGCCCCUCAUUUUCCGCCCCCCCACGCCCGGUUUCUCCCCUCCCUGCACCUCCCUUUCUUUCUCCGUGCCUCUCCUUUGCUCCCUCCCUGCCCCCGCCUGCCCAUGCCCCUGUCUUUGGUUUCUCCCCUCCCUGCCCCACGUUUCUUCCCUCCCUGAGAUCACCUUGUACCCCCUCUGCCCCUCCCUUGUUCUCCCCGCACCCAUUGCUUCUCCCCUCCCUGCCCUUGAUUUCCCGCACCCCUGCCCUUGUUUCCUACCAUCCAUGCCCCUCGUUUCCCCUCUUUGUACGUUCACCCUCUUCCCUCCCUGCCCCUCCCUUCCUCCCCCCCUGCCCUUUGCUUUCCCCUCGUUACGCUCCCUUCUCCCCAUCCCUGCUGCCCUCUUACCACCAUCAGCCCGUCCCCACCACCAGCCCCCCUCCCACCCUUCUCCCCCCCCCCCCUCUCCCUCUCUCUCUCUCUCUCUCUCUCUCUUUCUCUCGCACACACACACACACACACACUCCCCUCCCCCACCCCCCACCCACAUCCUCCCGUUCUGCCCCUCCCUGCCCCUGUUCCACCCCCUCGCACGCCCCUCACCUCUCACCUCCGUUCAACUGGAUUCCCCCCCUCUGGUGCAUCCCUUGCAUCGCUCGCCCCUCUGCUCACCCUCUGCCCGCCCCUUUUCCUUGCCCUCAGCUGGCCCAGCCCCUGCCCGUUGCUGCCCCUCCCCUUGCCCCCUCAACUCCCCUGCCCCCCGUACACCCCACUCCCGUCCAACCGCCCCCACCCUCCCCCGGCUGCCCGUUUCCGCUCUCCACCCCCGCGACCGUUCACACCCCCUGCCCCCUCAUGCCAUCCGCUCCCCCCGCCCCUACCCUCCGCGUGCCCGCUCCCUCGCCGCCUCUUUUGACCCUCCCUGCCCCCCUCGCCGUUACCCACCGCUCGCCAUUCGCUCCUCCCCGCCCGUGCCCUCCCCUCGUUUACCUUCGCCUCCCCCCUCCCCUCCUCUGCUGCACGCCUCUUCCUUCCCCUCGCUAACCCACUCCACUCCCUGCCCCUCCUCAAUCCGCACCCUGCCCCUCGUUUCUCGCCCCCCUAUGCUUGGUUUCUCCCCCCCUGCCCUUUGCUUUCCCCUCGUUACGCUCCCUUCUCCCCAUCCCUGCUGCCCUCUUACCACCAUCAGCCCCCCCUGCCCGUUGCUGCCCCUCCCCUUGCCCCCUCAACUCCCCUGCCCCCCGUACACCCCACUCCCGUCCAACCGCCCCCACCCUCCCCCGGCUGCCCGUUUCCGCUCUCCACCCCCGCGACCGUGUGCGGCUUCCAACCGCCCAACGGUGUCACACCCCCUGCCCCCUCAUGCCAUCCGCUCCCCCCGCCCCUACCCUCCGCGUGCCCGCUCCCUCGCCGCCUCUUUUGACCCUCCCUGCCCCCCUCGCCGUUACCCACCGCUCGCCAUUCGCUCCUCCCCGCCCGUGCCCUCCCCUCGUUUACCUUCGCCUCCCCCCUCCCCUCCUCUGCUGCACGCCUCUUCCUUCCCCUCGCUAACCCACUCCACUCCCUGCCCCUCCUCAAUCCGCACCCUGCCCCUCGUUUCUCGCCCCCCUACGCUUGGUUUCUCCCCUCCCUGCCCCUCGCCGCCUUUCUCCGCUCCCCACCUCCCCCCUCUCCCUGCCCCCCCACUCUCCUCCACUUGCCCUUGGCUUCCCACCUCCCUGCCCCACCUUUCCCCCCUCCGUGUGCUCAGCUUCUCCCCUCCCUGCCUCUCCCUCCUCCCCGCCCUGCCCCUCAUUUUCCGCCCCCCCACGCCCGGUUUCUCCCCUCCCUGCACCUCCCUUUCUUUCUCCGUGCCUCUCCUUUGCUCCCUCCCUGCCCCCGCCUGCCCAUGCCCCUGUCUUUGGUUUCUCCCCUCCCUGCCCCACGUUUCUUCCCUCCCUGAGAUCACCUUGUACCCCCUCUGCCCCUCCCUUGUUCUCCCCGCACCCAUUGCUUCUCCCCUCCCUGCCCUUGAUUUCCCGCACCCCUGCCCUUGUUUCCUACCAUCCAUGCCCCUCGUUUCCCCUCUUUGUACGUUCACCCUCUUCCCUCCCUGCCCCUCCCUUCCUCCCCCCCUGCCCUUUGCUUUCCCCUCGUUACGCUCCCUUCUCCCCAUCCCUGCUGCCCUCUUACCACCAUCAGCCCGUCCCCACCACCAGCCCCCCUCCCACCCUUCUCCCCCCCCCCCUCUCCCUCUCUCUCUCUCUCUCUCUCUCUUUCUCUCGCACACACACACACACACACACUCCCCUCCCCCACCCCCCACCCACAUCCUCCCGUUCUGCCCCUCCCUGCCCCUGUUCCACCCCCUCGCACGCCCCUCACCUCUCACCUCCGUUCAACUGGAUUCCCCCCCUCUGGUGCAUCCCUUGCAUCGCUCGCCCCUCUGCUCACCCUCUGCCCGCCCCUUUUCCUUGCCCUCAGCUGGCCCAGCCCCUGCCCGUUGCUGCCCCUCCCCUUGCCCCCUCAACUCCCCUGCCCCCCGUACACCCCACUCCCGUCCAACCGCCCCCACCCUCCCCCGGCUGCCCGUUUCCGCUCUCCACCCCCGCGACCGUUCACACCCCCUGCCCCCUCAUGCCAUCCGCUCCCCCCGCCCCUACCCUCCGCGUGCCCGCUCCCUCGCCGCCUCUUUUGACCCUCCCUGCCCCCCUCGCCGUUACCCACCGCUCGCCAUUCGCUCCUCCCCGCCCGUGCCCUCCCCUCGUUUACCUUCGCCUCCCCCCUCCCCUCCUCUGCUGCACGCCUCUUCCUUCCCCUCGCUAACCCACUCCACUCCCUGCCCCUCCUCAAUCCGCACCCUGCCCCUCGUUUCUCGCCCCCCUAUGCUUGGUUUCUCCCCCCCUGCCCUUUGCUUUCCCCUCGUUACGCUCCCUUCUCCCCAUCCCUGCUGCCCUCUUACCACCAUCAGCCCCCCCUGCCCGUUGCUGCCCCUCCCCUUGCCCCCUCAACUCCCCUGCCCCCCGUACACCCCACUCCCGUCCAACCGCCCCCACCCUCCCCCGGCUGCCCGUUUCCGCUCUCCACCCCCGCGACCGUGUGCGGCUUCCAACCGCCCAACGGUGUCACACCCCCUGCCCCCUCAUGCCAUCCGCUCCCCCCGCCCCUACCCUCCGCGUGCCCGCUCCCUCGCCGCCUCUUUUGACCCUCCCUGCCCCCCUCGCCGUUACCCACCGCUCGCCAUUCGCUCCUCCCCGCCCGUGCCCUCCCCUCGUUUACCUUCGCCUCCCCCCUCCCCUCCUCUGCUGCACGCCUCUUCCUUCCCCUCGCUAACCCACUCCACUCCCUGCCCCUCCUCAAUCCGCACCCUGCCCCUCGUUUCUCGCCCCCCUACGCUUGGUUUCUCCCCUCCCUGCCCCUCGCCGCCUUUCUCCGCUCCCCACCUCCCCCCUCUCCCUGCCCCCCCACUCUCCUCCACUUGCCCUUGGCUUCCCACCUCCCUGCCCCACCUUUCCCCCCUCCGUGUGCUCAGCUUCUCCCCUCCCUGCCUCUCCCUCCUCCCCGCCCUGCCCCUCAUUUUCCGCCCCCCCACGCCCGGUUUCUCCCCUCCCUGCACCUCCCUUUCUUUCUCCGUGCCUCUCCUUUGCUCCCUCCCUGCCCCCGCCUGCCCAUGCCCCUGUCUUUGGUUUCUCCCCUCCCUGCCCCACGUUUCUUCCCUCCCUGAGAUCACCUUGUACCCCCUCUGCCCCUCCCUUGUUCUCCCCGCACCCAUUGCUUCUCCCCUCCCUGCCCUUGAUUUCCCGCACCCCUGCCCUUGUUUCCUACCAUCCAUGCCCCUCGUUUCCCCUCUUUGUACGUUCACCCUCUUCCCUCCCUGCCCCUCCCUUCCUCCCCCCCUGCCCUUUGCUUUCCCCUCCCCCUGCCCGUUGCUGCCCCUCCCCUUGCCCCCUCAACUCCCCUGCCCCCCGUACACCCCACUCCCGUCCAACCGCCCCCACCCUCCCCCGGCUGCCCGUUUCCGCUCUCCACCCCCGCGACCGUGUGCGGCUUCCAACCGCCCAACGGUGUCACACCCCCUGCCCCCUCAUGCCAUCCGCUCCCCCCGCCCCUACCCUCCGCGUGCCCGCUCCCUCGCCGCCUCUUUUGACCCUCCCUGCCCCCCUCGCCGUUACCCACCGCUCGCCAUUCGCUCCUCCCCGCCCGUGCCCUCCCCUCGUUUACCUUCGCCUCCCCCCUCCCCUCCUCUGCUGCACGCCUCUUCCUUCCCCUCGCUAACCCACUCCACUCCCUGCCCCUCCUCAAUCCGCACCCUGCCCCUCGUUUCUCGCCCCCCUAUGCUUGGUUUCUCCCCCCCUGCCCUUUGCUUUCCCCUCGUUACGCUCCCUUCUCCCCAUCCCUGCUGCCCUCUUACCACCAUCAGCCCCCCCUGCCCGUUGCUGCCCCUCCCCUUGCCCCCUCAACUCCCCUGCCCCCCGUACACCCCACUCCCGUCCAACCGCCCCCACCCUCCCCCGGCUGCCCGUUUCCGCUCUCCACCCCCGCGACCGUGUGCGGCUUCCAACCGCCCAACGGUGUCACACCCCCUGCCCCCUCAUGCCAUCCGCUCCCCCCGCCCCUACCCUCCGCGUGCCCGCUCCCUCGCCGCCUCUUUUGACCCUCCCUGCCCCCCUCGCCGUUACCCACCGCUCGCCAUUCGCUCCUCCCCGCCCGUGCCCUCCCCUCGUUUACCUUCGCCUCCCCCCUCCCCUCCUCUGCUGCACGCCUCUUCCUUCCCCUCGCUAACCCACUCCACUCCCUGCCCCUCCUCAAUCCGCACCCUGCCCCUCGUUUCUCGCCCCCCUACGCUUGGUUUCUCCCCUCCCUGCCCCUCGCCGCCUUUCUCCGCUCCCCACCUCCCCCCUCUCCCUGCCCCCCCACUCUCCUCCACUUGCCCUUGGCUUCCCACCUCCCUGCCCCACCUUUCCCCCCUCCGUGUGCUCAGCUUCUCCCCUCCCUGCCUCUCCCUCCUCCCCGCCCUGCCCCUCAUUUUCCGCCCCCCCACGCCCGGUUUCUCCCCUCCCUGCACCUCCCUUUCUUUCUCCGUGCCUCUCCUUUGCUCCCUCCCUGCCCCCGCCUGCCCAUGCCCCUGUCUUUGGUUUCUCCCCUCCCUGCCCCACGUUUCUUCCCUCCCUGAGAUCACCUUGUACCCCCUCUGCCCCUCCCUUGUUCUCCCCGCACCCAUUGCUUCUCCCCUCCCUGCCCUUGAUUUCCCGCACCCCUGCCCUUGUUUCCUACCAUCCAUGCCCCUCGUUUCCCCUCUUUGUACGUUCACCCUCUUCCCUCCCUGCCCCUCCCUUCCUCCCCCCCUGCCCUUUGCUUUCCCCUCCCCCUGCCCGUUGCUGCCCCUCCCCUUGCCCCCUCAACUCCCCUGCCCCCCGUACACCCCACUCCCGUCCAACCGCCCCCACCCUCCCCCGGCUGCCCGUUUCCGCUCUCCACCCCCGCGACCGUGUGCGGCUUCCAACCGCCCAACGGUGUCACACCCCCUGCCCCCUCAUGCCAUCCGCUCCCCCCGCCCCUACCCUCCGCGUGCCCGCUCCCUCGCCGCCUCUUUUGACCCUCCCUGCCCCCCUCGCCGUUACCCACCGCUCGCCAUUCGCUCCUCCCCGCCCGUGCCCUCCCCUCGUUUACCUUCGCCUCCCCCCUCCCCUCCUCUGCUGCACGCCUCUUCCUUCCCCUCGCUAACCCACUCCACUCCCUGCCCCUCCUCAAUCCGCACCCUGCCCCUCGUUUCUCGCCCCCCUACGCUUGGUUUCUCCCCUCCCUGCCCCUCGCCGCCUUUCUCCGCUCCCCACCUCCCCCCUCUCCCUGCCCCCCCACUCUCCUCCACUUGCCCUUGGCUUCCCACCUCCCUGCCCCACCUUUCCCCCCUCCGUGUGCUCAGCUUCUCCCCUCCCUGCCUCUCCCUCCUCCCCGCCCUGCCCCUCAUUUUCCGCCCCCCCACGCCCGGUUUCUCCCCUCCCUGCACCUCCCUUUCUUUCUCCGUGCCUCUCCUUUGCUCCCUCCCUGCCCCCGCCUGCCCAUGCCCCUGUCUUUGGUUUCUCCCCUCCCUGCCCCACGUUUCUUCCCUCCCUGAGAUCACCUUGUACCCCCUCUGCCCCUCCCUUGUUCUCCCCGCACCCAUUGCUUCUCCCCUCCCUGCCCUUGAUUUCCCGCACCCCUGCCCUUGUUUCCUACCAUCCAUGCCCCUCGUUUCCCCUCUUUGUACGUUCACCCUCUUCCCUCCCUGCCCCUCCCUUCCUCCCCCCCUGCCCUUUGCUUUCCCCUCCCCCUGCCCGUUGCUGCCCCUCCCCUUGCCCCCUCAACUCCCCUGCCCCCCGUACACCCCACUCCCGUCCAACCGCCCCCACCCUCCCCCGGCUGCCCGUUUCCGCUCUCCACCCCCGCGACCGUGUGCGGCUUCCAACCGCCCAACGGUGUCACACCCCCUGCCCCCUCAUGCCAUCCGCUCCCCCCGCCCCUACCCUCCGCGUGCCCGCUCCCUCGCCGCCUCUUUUGACCCUCCCUGCCCCCCUCGCCGUUACCCACCGCUCGCCAUUCGCUCCUCCCCGCCCGUGCCCUCCCCUCGUUUACCUUCGCCUCCCCCCUCCCCUCCUCUGCUGCACGCCUCUUCCUUCCCCUCGCUAACCCACUCCACUCCCUGCCCCUCCUCAAUCCGCACCCUGCCCCUCGUUUCUCGCCCCCCUAUGCUUGGUUUCUCCCCCCCUGCCCUUUGCUUUCCCCUCGUUACGCUCCCUUCUCCCCAUCCCUGCUGCCCUCUUACCACCAUCAGCCCCCCCUGCCCGUUGCUGCCCCUCCCCUUGCCCCCUCAACUCCCCUGCCCCCCGUACACCCCACUCCCGUCCAACCGCCCCCACCCUCCCCCGGCUGCCCGUUUCCGCUCUCCACCCCCGCGACCGUGUGCGGCUUCCAACCGCCCAACGGUGUCACACCCCCUGCCCCCUCAUGCCAUCCGCUCCCCCCGCCCCUACCCUCCGCGUGCCCGCUCCCUCGCCGCCUCUUUUGACCCUCCCUGCCCCCCUCGCCGUUACCCACCGCUCGCCAUUCGCUCCUCCCCGCCCGUGCCCUCCCCUCGUUUACCUUCGCCUCCCCCCUCCCCUCCUCUGCUGCACGCCUCUUCCUUCCCCUCGCUAACCCACUCCACUCCCUGCCCCUCCUCAAUCCGCACCCUGCCCCUCGUUUCUCGCCCCCCUACGCUUGGUUUCUCCCCUCCCUGCCCCUCGCCGCCUUUCUCCGCUCCCCACCUCCCCCCUCUCCCUGCCCCCCCACUCUCCUCCACUUGCCCUUGGCUUCCCACCUCCCUGCCCCACCUUUCCCCCCUCCGUGUGCUCAGCUUCUCCCCUCCCUGCCUCUCCCUCCUCCCCGCCCUGCCCCUCAUUUUCCGCCCCCCCACGCCCGGUUUCUCCCCUCCCUGCACCUCCCUUUCUUUCUCCGUGCCUCUCCUUUGCUCCCUCCCUGCCCCCGCCUGCCCAUGCCCCUGUCUUUGGUUUCUCCCCUCCCUGCCCCACGUUUCUUCCCUCCCUGAGAUCACCUUGUACCCCCUCUGCCCCUCCCUUGUUCUCCCCGCACCCAUUGCUUCUCCCCUCCCUGCCCUUGAUUUCCCGCACCCCUGCCCUUGUUUCCUACCAUCCAUGCCCCUCGUUUCCCCUCUUUGUACGUUCACCCUCUUCCCUCCCUGCCCCUCCCUUCCUCCCCCCCUGCCCUUUGCUUUCCCCUCGUUACGCUCCCUUCUCCCCAUCCCUGCUGCCCUCUUACCACCAUCAGCCCGUCCCCACCACCAGCCCCCCUCCCACCCUUCUCCCCCCCCCCCUCUCCCUCUCUCUCUCUCUCUCUCUCUCUUUCUCUCGCACACACACACACACACACACUCCCCUCCCCCACCCCCCACCCACAUCCUCCCGUUCUGCCCCUCCCUGCCCCUGUUCCACCCCCUCGCACGCCCCUCACCUCUCACCUCCGUUCAACUGGAUUCCCCCCCUCUGGUGCAUCCCUUGCAUCGCUCGCCCCUCUGCUCACCCUCUGCCCGCCCCUUUUCCUUGCCCUCAGCUGGCCCAGCCCCUGCCCGUUGCUGCCCCUCCCCUUGCCCCCUCAACUCCCCUGCCCCCCGUACACCCCACUCCCGUCCAACCGCCCCCACCCUCCCCCGGCUGCCCGUUUCCGCUCUCCACCCCCGCGACCGUUCACACCCCCUGCCCCCUCAUGCCAUCCGCUCCCCCCGCCCCUACCCUCCGCGUGCCCGCUCCCUCGCCGCCUCUUUUGACCCUCCCUGCCCCCCUCGCCGUUACCCACCGCUCGCCAUUCGCUCCUCCCCGCCCGUGCCCUCCCCUCGUUUACCUUCGCCUCCCCCCUCCCCUCCUCUGCUGCACGCCUCUUCCUUCCCCUCGCUAACCCACUCCACUCCCUGCCCCUCCUCAAUCCGCACCCUGCCCCUCGUUUCUCGCCCCCCUAUGCUUGGUUUCUCCCCCCCUGCCCUUUGCUUUCCCCUCGUUACGCUCCCUUCUCCCCAUCCCUGCUGCCCUCUUACCACCAUCAGCCCGUCCCCACCACCAGCCCCCCUCCCACCCUUCUCCCCCCCCCCUCUCCCUCUCUCUCUCUCUCUCUCUAUCUCUCUCACUCUCUCUCUCUCUCUCUCUCUUUCUCUCGCACACACACACACACACACACUCCCCUCCCCCACCCCCCACCCACAUCCUCCCGUUCUGCCCCUCCCUGCCCCUGUUCCACCCCCUCGCACGCCCCUCACCUCUCACCUCCGUUCAACUGGAUUCCCCCCCUCUGGUGCAUCCCUUGCAUCGCUCGCCCCUCUGCUCACCCUCUGCCCGCCCCUUUUCCUUGCCCUCAGCUGGCCCAGCCCCUGCCCGUUGCUGCCCCUCCCCUUGCCCCCUCAACUCCCCUGCCCCCCGUACACCCCACUCCCGUCCAACCGCCCCCACCCUCCCCCGGCUGCCCGUUUCCGCUCUCCACCCCCGCGACCGUGUGCGGCUUCCAACCGCCCAACGGUGUCACACCCCCUGCCCCCUCAUGCCAUCCGCUCCCCCCGCCCCUACCCUCCGCGUGCCCGCUCCCUCGCCGCCUCUUUUGACCCUCCCUGCCCCCCUCGCCGUUACCCACCGCUCGCCAUUCGCUCCUCCCCGCCCGUGCCCUCCCCUCGUUUACCUUCGCCUCCCCCCUCCCCUCCUCUGCUGCACGCCUCUUCCUUCCCCUCGCUAACCCACUCCACUCCCUGCCCCUCCUCAAUCCGCACCCUGCCCCUCGUUUCUCGCCCCCCUAUGCUUGGUUUCUCCCCCCCUGCCCUUUGCUUUCCCCUCGUUACGCUCCCUUCUCCCCAUCCCUGCUGCCCUCUUACCACCAUCAGCCCGUCCCCACCACCAGCCCCCCUCCCACCCUUCUCCCCCCCCCCUCUCCCUCUCUCUCUCUCUCUCUCUAUCUCUCUCACUCUCUCUCUCUCUCUCUCUCUUUCUCUCGCACACACACACACACACACACUCCCCUCCCCCACCCCCCACCCACAUCCUCCCGUUCUGCCCCUCCCUGCCCCUGUUCCACCCCCUCGCACGCCCCUCACCUCUCACCUCCGUUCAACUGGAUUCCCCCCCUCUGGUGCAUCCCUUGCAUCGCUCGCCCCUCUGCUCACCCUCUGCCCGCCCCUUUUCCUUGCCCUCAGCUGGCCCAGCCCCUGCCCGUUGCUGCCCCUCCCCUUGCCCCCUCAACUCCCCUGCCCCCCGUACACCCCACUCCCGUCCAACCGCCCCCACCCUCCCCCGGCUGCCCGUUUCCGCUCUCCACCCCCGCGACCGUGUGCGGCUUCCAACCGCCCAACGGUGUCACACCCCCUGCCCCCUCAUGCCAUCCGCUCCCCCCGCCCCUACCCUCCGCGUGCCCGCUCCCUCGCCGCCUCUUUUGACCCUCCCUGCCCCCCUCGCCGUUACCCACCGCUCGCCAUUCGCUCCUCCCCGCCCGUGCCCUCCCCUCGUUUACCUUCGCCUCCCCCCUCCCCUCCUCUGCUGCACGCCUCUUCCUUCCCCUCGCUAACCCACUCCACUCCCUGCCCCUCCUCAAUCCGCACCCUGCCCCUCGUUUCUCGCCCCCCUACGCUUGGUUUCUCCCCUCCCUGCCCCUCGCCGCCUUUCUCCGCUCCCCACCUCCCCCCUCUCCCUGCCCCCCCACUCUCCUCCACUUGCCCUUGGCUUCCCACCUCCCUGCCCCACCUUUCCCCCCUCCGUGUGCUCAGCUUCUCCCCUCCCUGCCUCUCCCUCCUCCCCGCCCUGCCCCUCAUUUUCCGCCCCCCCACGCCCGGUUUCUCCCCUCCCUGCACCUCCCUUUCUUUCUCCGUGCCUCUCCUUUGCUCCCUCCCUGCCCCCGCCUGCCCAUGCCCCUGUCUUUGGUUUCUCCCCUCCCUGCCCCACGUUUCUUCCCUCCCUGAGAUCACCUUGUACCCCCUCUGCCCCUCCCUUGUUCUCCCCGCACCCAUUGCUUCUCCCCUCCCUGCCCUUGAUUUCCCGCACCCCUGCCCUUGUUUCCUACCAUCCAUGCCCCUCGUUUCCCCUCUUUGUACGUUCACCCUCUUCCCUCCCUGCCCCUCCCUUCCUCCCCCCCUGCCCUUUGCUUUCCCCUCGUUACGCUCCCUUCUCCCCAUCCCUGCUGCCCUCUUACCACCAUCAGCCCGUCCCCACCACCAGCCCCCCUCCCACCCUUCUCCCCCCCCCCCUCUCCCUCUCUCUCUCUCUCUCUCUCUCUUUCUCUCGCACACACACACACACACACACUCCCCUCCCCCACCCCCCACCCACAUCCUCCCGUUCUGCCCCUCCCUGCCCCUGUUCCACCCCCUCGCACGCCCCUCACCUCUCACCUCCGUUCAACUGGAUUCCCCCCCUCUGGUGCAUCCCUUGCAUCGCUCGCCCCUCUGCUCACCCUCUGCCCGCCCCUUUUCCUUGCCCUCAGCUGGCCCAGCCCCUGCCCGUUGCUGCCCCUCCCCUUGCCCCCUCAACUCCCCUGCCCCCCGUACACCCCACUCCCGUCCAACCGCCCCCACCCUCCCCCGGCUGCCCGUUUCCGCUCUCCACCCCCGCGACCGUUCACACCCCCUGCCCCCUCAUGCCAUCCGCUCCCCCCGCCCCUACCCUCCGCGUGCCCGCUCCCUCGCCGCCUCUUUUGACCCUCCCUGCCCCCCUCGCCGUUACCCACCGCUCGCCAUUCGCUCCUCCCCGCCCGUGCCCUCCCCUCGUUUACCUUCGCCUCCCCCCUCCCCUCCUCUGCUGCACGCCUCUUCCUUCCCCUCGCUAACCCACUCCACUCCCUGCCCCUCCUCAAUCCGCACCCUGCCCCUCGUUUCUCGCCCCCCUACGCUUGGUUUCUCCCCUCCCUGCCCCUCGCCGCCUUUCUCCGCUCCCCACCUCCCCCCUCUCCCUGCCCCCCCACUCUCCUCCACUUGCCCUUGGCUUCCCACCUCCCUGCCCCACCUUUCCCCCCUCCGUGUGCUCAGCUUCUCCCCUCCCUGCCUCUCCCUCCUCCCCGCCCUGCCCCUCAUUUUCCGCCCCCCCACGCCCGGUUUCUCCCCUCCCUGCACCUCCCUUUCUUUCUCCGUGCCUCUCCUUUGCUCCCUCCCUGCCCCCGCCUGCCCAUGCCCCUGUCUUUGGUUUCUCCCCUCCCUGCCCCACGUUUCUUCCCUCCCUGAGAUCACCUUGUACCCCCUCUGCCCCUCCCUUGUUCUCCCCGCACCCAUUGCUUCUCCCCUCCCUGCCCUUGAUUUCCCGCACCCCUGCCCUUGUUUCCUACCAUCCAUGCCCCUCGUUUCCCCUCUUUGUACGUUCACCCUCUUCCCUCCCUGCCCCUCCCUUCCUCCCCCCCUGCCCUUUGCUUUCCCCUCGUUACGCUCCCUUCUCCCCAUCCCUGCUGCCCUCUUACCACCAUCAGCCCGUCCCCACCACCAGCCCCCCUCCCACCCUUCUCCCCCCCCCCCUCUCCCUCUCUCUCUCUCUCUCUCUCUCUUUCUCUCGCACACACACACACACACACACUCCCCUCCCCCACCCCCCACCCACAUCCUCCCGUUCUGCCCCUCCCUGCCCCUGUUCCACCCCCUCGCACGCCCCUCACCUCUCACCUCCGUUCAACUGGAUUCCCCCCCUCUGGUGCAUCCCUUGCAUCGCUCGCCCCUCUGCUCACCCUCUGCCCGCCCCUUUUCCUUGCCCUCAGCUGGCCCAGCCCCUGCCCGUUGCUGCCCCUCCCCUUGCCCCCUCAACUCCCCUGCCCCCCGUACACCCCACUCCCGUCCAACCGCCCCCACCCUCCCCCGGCUGCCCGUUUCCGCUCUCCACCCCCGCGACCGUUCACACCCCCUGCCCCCUCAUGCCAUCCGCUCCCCCCGCCCCUACCCUCCGCGUGCCCGCUCCCUCGCCGCCUCUUUUGACCCUCCCUGCCCCCCUCGCCGUUACCCACCGCUCGCCAUUCGCUCCUCCCCGCCCGUGCCCUCCCCUCGUUUACCUUCGCCUCCCCCCUCCCCUCCUCUGCUGCACGCCUCUUCCUUCCCCUCGCUAACCCACUCCACUCCCUGCCCCUCCUCAAUCCGCACCCUGCCCCUCGUUUCUCGCCCCCCUACGCUUGGUUUCUCCCCUCCCUGCCCCUCGCCGCCUUUCUCCGCUCCCCACCUCCCCCCUCUCCCUGCCCCCCCACUCUCCUCCACUUGCCCUUGGCUUCCCACCUCCCUGCCCCACCUUUCCCCCCUCCGUGUGCUCAGCUUCUCCCCUCCCUGCCUCUCCCUCCUCCCCGCCCUGCCCCUCAUUUUCCGCCCCCCCACGCCCGGUUUCUCCCCUCCCUGCACCUCCCUUUCUUUCUCCGUGCCUCUCCUUUGCUCCCUCCCUGCCCCCGCCUGCCCAUGCCCCUGUCUUUGGUUUCUCCCCUCCCUGCCCCACGUUUCUUCCCUCCCUGAGAUCACCUUGUACCCCCUCUGCCCCUCCCUUGUUCUCCCCGCACCCAUUGCUUCUCCCCUCCCUGCCCUUGAUUUCCCGCACCCCUGCCCUUGUUUCCUACCAUCCAUGCCCCUCGUUUCCCCUCUUUGUACGUUCACCCUCUUCCCUCCCUGCCCCUCCCUUCCUCCCCCCCUGCCCUUUGCUUUCCCCUCGUUACGCUCCCUUCUCCCCAUCCCUGCUGCCCUCUUACCACCAUCAGCCCGUCCCCACCACCAGCCCCCCUCCCACCCUUCUCCCCCCCCCCCCUCUCCCUCUCUCUCUCUCUCUCUCUCUCUUUCUCUCGCACACACACACACACACACACUCCCCUCCCCCACCCCCCACCCACAUCCUCCCGUUCUGCCCCUCCCUGCCCCUGUUCCACCCCCUCGCACGCCCCUCACCUCUCACCUCCGUUCAACUGGAUUCCCCCCCUCUGGUGCAUCCCUUGCAUCGCUCGCCCCUCUGCUCACCCUCUGCCCGCCCCUUUUCCUUGCCCUCAGCUGGCCCAGCCCCUGCCCGUUGCUGCCCCUCCCCUUGCCCCCUCAACUCCCCUGCCCCCCGUACACCCCACUCCCGUCCAACCGCCCCCACCCUCCCCCGGCUGCCCGUUUCCGCUCUCCACCCCCGCGACCGUGUGCGGCUUCCAACCGCCCAACGGUGUCACACCCCCUGCCCCCUCAUGCCAUCCGCUCCCCCCGCCCCUACCCUCCGCGUGCCCGCUCCCUCGCCGCCUCUUUUGACCCUCCCUGCCCCCCUCGCCGUUACCCACCGCUCGCCAUUCGCUCCUCCCCGCCCGUGCCCUCCCCUCGUUUACCUUCGCCUCCCCCCUCCCCUCCUCUGCUGCACGCCUCUUCCUUCCCCUCGCUAACCCACUCCACUCCCUGCCCCUCCUCAAUCCGCACCCUGCCCCUCGUUUCUCGCCCCCCUACGCUUGGUUUCUCCCCUCCCUGCCCCUCGCCGCCUUUCUCCGCUCCCCACCUCCCCCCUCUCCCUGCCCCCCCACUCUCCUCCACUUGCCCUUGGCUUCCCACCUCCCUGCCCCACCUUUCCCCCCUCCGUGUGCUCAGCUUCUCCCCUCCCUGCCUCUCCCUCCUCCCCGCCCUGCCCCUCAUUUUCCGCCCCCCCACGCCCGGUUUCUCCCCUCCCUGCACCUCCCUUUCUUUCUCCGUGCCUCUCCUUUGCUCCCUCCCUGCCCCCGCCUGCCCAUGCCCCUGUCUUUGGUUUCUCCCCUCCCUGCCCCACGUUUCUUCCCUCCCUGAGAUCACCUUGUACCCCCUCUGCCCCUCCCUUGUUCUCCCCGCACCCAUUGCUUCUCCCCUCCCUGCCCUUGAUUUCCCGCACCCCUGCCCUUGUUUCCUACCAUCCAUGCCCCUCGUUUCCCCUCUUUGUACGUUCACCCUCUUCCCUCCCUGCCCCUCCCUUCCUCCCCCCCUGCCCUUUGCUUUCCCCUCGUUACGCUCCCUUCUCCCCAUCCCUGCUGCCCUCUUACCACCAUCAGCCCGUCCCCACCACCAGCCCCCCUCCCACCCUUCUCCCCCCCCCCCCUCUCCCUCUCUCUCUCUCUCUCUCUCUCUUUCUCUCGCACACACACACACACACACACUCCCCUCCCCCACCCCCCACCCACAUCCUCCCGUUCUGCCCCUCCCUGCCCCUGUUCCACCCCCUCGCACGCCCCUCACCUCUCACCUCCGUUCAACUGGAUUCCCCCCCUCUGGUGCAUCCCUUGCAUCGCUCGCCCCUCUGCUCACCCUCUGCCCGCCCCUUUUCCUUGCCCUCAGCUGGCCCAGCCCCUGCCCGUUGCUGCCCCUCCCCUUGCCCCCUCAACUCCCCUGCCCCCCGUACACCCCACUCCCGUCCAACCGCCCCCACCCUCCCCCGGCUGCCCGUUUCCGCUCUCCACCCCCGCGACCGUGUGCGGCUUCCAACCGCCCAACGGUGUCACACCCCCUGCCCCCUCAUGCCAUCCGCUCCCCCCGCCCCUACCCUCCGCGUGCCCGCUCCCUCGCCGCCUCUUUUGACCCUCCCUGCCCCCCUCGCCGUUACCCACCGCUCGCCAUUCGCUCCUCCCCGCCCGUGCCCUCCCCUCGUUUACCUUCGCCUCCCCCCUCCCCUCCUCUGCUGCACGCCUCUUCCUUCCCCUCGCUAACCCACUCCACUCCCUGCCCCUCCUCAAUCCGCACCCUGCCCCUCGUUUCUCGCCCCCCUAUGCUUGGUUUCUCCCCCCCUGCCCUUUGCUUUCCCCUCGUUACGCUCCCUUCUCCCCAUCCCUGCUGCCCUCUUACCACCAUCAGCCCCCCCUGCCCGUUGCUGCCCCUCCCCUUGCCCCCUCAACUCCCCUGCCCCCCGUACACCCCACUCCCGUCCAACCGCCCCCACCCUCCCCCGGCUGCCCGUUUCCGCUCUCCACCCCCGCGACCGUGUGCGGCUUCCAACCGCCCAACGGUGUCACACCCCCUGCCCCCUCAUGCCAUCCGCUCCCCCCGCCCCUACCCUCCGCGUGCCCGCUCCCUCGCCGCCUCUUUUGACCCUCCCUGCCCCCCUCGCCGUUACCCACCGCUCGCCAUUCGCUCCUCCCCGCCCGUGCCCUCCCCUCGUUUACCUUCGCCUCCCCCCUCCCCUCCUCUGCUGCACGCCUCUUCCUUCCCCUCGCUAACCCACUCCACUCCCUGCCCCUCCUCAAUCCGCACCCUGCCCCUCGUUUCUCGCCCCCCUACGCUUGGUUUCUCCCCUCCCUGCCCCUCGCCGCCUUUCUCCGCUCCCCACCUCCCCCCUCUCCCUGCCCCCCCACUCUCCUCCACUUGCCCUUGGCUUCCCACCUCCCUGCCCCACCUUUCCCCCCUCCGUGUGCUCAGCUUCUCCCCUCCCUGCCUCUCCCUCCUCCCCGCCCUGCCCCUCAUUUUCCGCCCCCCCACGCCCGGUUUCUCCCCUCCCUGCACCUCCCUUUCUUUCUCCGUGCCUCUCCUUUGCUCCCUCCCUGCCCCCGCCUGCCCAUGCCCCUGUCUUUGGUUUCUCCCCUCCCUGCCCCACGUUUCUUCCCUCCCUGAGAUCACCUUGUACCCCCUCUGCCCCUCCCUUGUUCUCCCCGCACCCAUUGCUUCUCCCCUCCCUGCCCUUGAUUUCCCGCACCCCUGCCCUUGUUUCCUACCAUCCAUGCCCCUCGUUUCCCCUCUUUGUACGUUCACCCUCUUCCCUCCCUGCCCCUCCCUUCCUCCCCCCCUGCCCUUUGCUUUCCCCUCCCCCUGCCCGUUGCUGCCCCUCCCCUUGCCCCCUCAACUCCCCUGCCCCCCGUACACCCCACUCCCGUCCAACCGCCCCCACCCUCCCCCGGCUGCCCGUUUCCGCUCUCCACCCCCGCGACCGUGUGCGGCUUCCAACCGCCCAACGGUGUCACACCCCCUGCCCCCUCAUGCCAUCCGCUCCCCCCGCCCCUACCCUCCGCGUGCCCGCUCCCUCGCCGCCUCUUUUGACCCUCCCUGCCCCCCUCGCCGUUACCCACCGCUCGCCAUUCGCUCCUCCCCGCCCGUGCCCUCCCCUCGUUUACCUUCGCCUCCCCCCUCCCCUCCUCUGCUGCACGCCUCUUCCUUCCCCUCGCUAACCCACUCCACUCCCUGCCCCUCCUCAAUCCGCACCCUGCCCCUCGUUUCUCGCCCCCCUACGCUUGGUUUCUCCCCUCCCUGCCCCUCGCCGCCUUUCUCCGCUCCCCACCUCCCCCCUCUCCCUGCCCCCCCACUCUCCUCCACUUGCCCUUGGCUUCCCACCUCCCUGCCCCACCUUUCCCCCCUCCGUGUGCUCAGCUUCUCCCCUCCCUGCCUCUCCCUCCUCCCCGCCCUGCCCCUCAUUUUCCGCCCCCCCACGCCCGGUUUCUCCCCUCCCUGCACCUCCCUUUCUUUCUCCGUGCCUCUCCUUUGCUCCCUCCCUGCCCCCGCCUGCCCAUGCCCCUGUCUUUGGUUUCUCCCCUCCCUGCCCCACGUUUCUUCCCUCCCUGAGAUCACCUUGUACCCCCUCUGCCCCUCCCUUGUUCUCCCCGCACCCAUUGCUUCUCCCCUCCCUGCCCUUGAUUUCCCGCACCCCUGCCCUUGUUUCCUACCAUCCAUGCCCCUCGUUUCCCCUCUUUGUACGUUCACCCUCUUCCCUCCCUGCCCCUCCCUUCCUCCCCCCCUGCCCUUUGCUUUCCCCUCGUUACGCUCCCUUCUCCCCAUCCCUGCUGCCCUCUUACCACCAUCAGCCCGUCCCCACCACCAGCCCCCCUCCCACCCUUCUCCCCCCCCCCCCUCUCCCUCUCUCUCUCUCUCUCUCUCUCUCUUUCUCUCGCACACACACACACACACACACUCCCCUCCCCCACCCCCCACCCACAUCCUCCCGUUCUGCCCCUCCCUGCCCCUGUUCCACCCCCUCGCACGCCCCUCACCUCUCACCUCCGUUCAACUGGAUUCCCCCCCUCUGGUGCAUCCCUUGCAUCGCUCGCCCCUCUGCUCACCCUCUGCCCGCCCCUUUUCCUUGCCCUCAGCUGGCCCAGCCCCUGCCCGUUGCUGCCCCUCCCCUUGCCCCCUCAACUCCCCUGCCCCCCGUACACCCCACUCCCGUCCAACCGCCCCCACCCUCCCCCGGCUGCCCGUUUCCGCUCUCCACCCCCGCGACCGUUCACACCCCCUGCCCCCUCAUGCCAUCCGCUCCCCCCGCCCCUACCCUCCGCGUGCCCGCUCCCUCGCCGCCUCUUUUGACCCUCCCUGCCCCCCUCGCCGUUACCCACCGCUCGCCAUUCGCUCCUCCCCGCCCGUGCCCUCCCCUCGUUUACCUUCGCCUCCCCCCUCCCCUCCUCUGCUGCACGCCUCUUCCUUCCCCUCGCUAACCCACUCCACUCCCUGCCCCUCCUCAAUCCGCACCCUGCCCCUCGUUUCUCGCCCCCCUAUGCUUGGUUUCUCCCCCCCUGCCCUUUGCUUUCCCCUCGUUACGCUCCCUUCUCCCCAUCCCUGCUGCCCUCUUACCACCAUCAGCCCCCCCUGCCCGUUGCUGCCCCUCCCCUUGCCCCCUCAACUCCCCUGCCCCCCGUACACCCCACUCCCGUCCAACCGCCCCCACCCUCCCCCGGCUGCCCGUUUCCGCUCUCCACCCCCGCGACCGUGUGCGGCUUCCAACCGCCCAACGGUGUCACACCCCCUGCCCCCUCAUGCCAUCCGCUCCCCCCGCCCCUACCCUCCGCGUGCCCGCUCCCUCGCCGCCUCUUUUGACCCUCCCUGCCCCCCUCGCCGUUACCCACCGCUCGCCAUUCGCUCCUCCCCGCCCGUGCCCUCCCCUCGUUUACCUUCGCCUCCCCCCUCCCCUCCUCUGCUGCACGCCUCUUCCUUCCCCUCGCUAACCCACUCCACUCCCUGCCCCUCCUCAAUCCGCACCCUGCCCCUCGUUUCUCGCCCCCCUACGCUUGGUUUCUCCCCUCCCUGCCCCUCGCCGCCUUUCUCCGCUCCCCACCUCCCCCCUCUCCCUGCCCCCCCACUCUCCUCCACUUGCCCUUGGCUUCCCACCUCCCUGCCCCACCUUUCCCCCCUCCGUGUGCUCAGCUUCUCCCCUCCCUGCCUCUCCCUCCUCCCCGCCCUGCCCCUCAUUUUCCGCCCCCCCACGCCCGGUUUCUCCCCUCCCUGCACCUCCCUUUCUUUCUCCGUGCCUCUCCUUUGCUCCCUCCCUGCCCCCGCCUGCCCAUGCCCCUGUCUUUGGUUUCUCCCCUCCCUGCCCCACGUUUCUUCCCUCCCUGAGAUCACCUUGUACCCCCUCUGCCCCUCCCUUGUUCUCCCCGCACCCAUUGCUUCUCCCCUCCCUGCCCUUGAUUUCCCGCACCCCUGCCCUUGUUUCCUACCAUCCAUGCCCCUCGUUUCCCCUCUUUGUACGUUCACCCUCUUCCCUCCCUGCCCCUCCCUUCCUCCCCCCCUGCCCUUUGCUUUCCCCUCGUUACGCUCCCUUCUCCCCAUCCCUGCUGCCCUCUUACCACCAUCAGCCCGUCCCCACCACCAGCCCCCCUCCCACCCUUCUCCCCCCCCCCCCUCUCCCUCUCUCUCUCUCUCUCUCUCUCUUUCUCUCGCACACACACACACACACACACUCCCCUCCCCCACCCCCCACCCACAUCCUCCCGUUCUGCCCCUCCCUGCCCCUGUUCCACCCCCUCGCACGCCCCUCACCUCUCACCUCCGUUCAACUGGAUUCCCCCCCUCUGGUGCAUCCCUUGCAUCGCUCGCCCCUCUGCUCACCCUCUGCCCGCCCCUUUUCCUUGCCCUCAGCUGGCCCAGCCCCUGCCCGUUGCUGCCCCUCCCCUUGCCCCCUCAACUCCCCUGCCCCCCGUACACCCCACUCCCGUCCAACCGCCCCCACCCUCCCCCGGCUGCCCGUUUCCGCUCUCCACCCCCGCGACCGUGUGCGGCUUCCAACCGCCCAACGGUGUCACACCCCCUGCCCCCUCAUGCCAUCCGCUCCCCCCGCCCCUACCCUCCGCGUGCCCGCUCCCUCGCCGCCUCUUUUGACCCUCCCUGCCCCCCUCGCCGUUACCCACCGCUCGCCAUUCGCUCCUCCCCGCCCGUGCCCUCCCCUCGUUUACCUUCGCCUCCCCCCUCCCCUCCUCUGCUGCACGCCUCUUCCUUCCCCUCGCUAACCCACUCCACUCCCUGCCCCUCCUCAAUCCGCACCCUGCCCCUCGUUUCUCGCCCCCCUACGCUUGGUUUCUCCCCUCCCUGCCCCUCGCCGCCUUUCUCCGCUCCCCACCUCCCCCCUCUCCCUGCCCCCCCACUCUCCUCCACUUGCCCUUGGCUUCCCACCUCCCUGCCCCACCUUUCCCCCCUCCGUGUGCUCAGCUUCUCCCCUCCCUGCCUCUCCCUCCUCCCCGCCCUGCCCCUCAUUUUCCGCCCCCCCACGCCCGGUUUCUCCCCUCCCUGCACCUCCCUUUCUUUCUCCGUGCCUCUCCUUUGCUCCCUCCCUGCCCCCGCCUGCCCAUGCCCCUGUCUUUGGUUUCUCCCCUCCCUGCCCCACGUUUCUUCCCUCCCUGAGAUCACCUUGUACCCCCUCUGCCCCUCCCUUGUUCUCCCCGCACCCAUUGCUUCUCCCCUCCCUGCCCUUGAUUUCCCGCACCCCUGCCCUUGUUUCCUACCAUCCAUGCCCCUCGUUUCCCCUCUUUGUACGUUCACCCUCUUCCCUCCCUGCCCCUCCCUUCCUCCCCCCCUGCCCUUUGCUUUCCCCUCGUUACGCUCCCUUCUCCCCAUCCCUGCUGCCCUCUUACCACCAUCAGCCCGUCCCCACCACCAGCCCCCCUCCCACCCUUCUCCCCCCCCCCCCUCUCCCUCUCUCUCUCUCUCUCUCUCUCUCUUUCUCUCGCACACACACACACACACACACUCCCCUCCCCCACCCCCCACCCACAUCCUCCCGUUCUGCCCCUCCCUGCCCCUGUUCCACCCCCUCGCACGCCCCUCACCUCUCACCUCCGUUCAACUGGAUUCCCCCCCUCUGGUGCAUCCCUUGCAUCGCUCGCCCCUCUGCUCACCCUCUGCCCGCCCCUUUUCCUUGCCCUCAGCUGGCCCAGCCCCUGCCCGUUGCUGCCCCUCCCCUUGCCCCCUCAACUCCCCUGCCCCCCGUACACCCCACUCCCGUCCAACCGCCCCCACCCUCCCCCGGCUGCCCGUUUCCGCUCUCCACCCCCGCGACCGUUCACACCCCCUGCCCCCUCAUGCCAUCCGCUCCCCCCGCCCCUACCCUCCGCGUGCCCGCUCCCUCGCCGCCUCUUUUGACCCUCCCUGCCCCCCUCGCCGUUACCCACCGCUCGCCAUUCGCUCCUCCCCGCCCGUGCCCUCCCCUCGUUUACCUUCGCCUCCCCCCUCCCCUCCUCUGCUGCACGCCUCUUCCUUCCCCUCGCUAACCCACUCCACUCCCUGCCCCUCCUCAAUCCGCACCCUGCCCCUCGUUUCUCGCCCCCCUACGCUUGGUUUCUCCCCUCCCUGCCCCUCGCCGCCUUUCUCCGCUCCCCACCUCCCCCCUCUCCCUGCCCCCCCACUCUCCUCCACUUGCCCUUGGCUUCCCACCUCCCUGCCCCACCUUUCCCCCCUCCGUGUGCUCAGCUUCUCCCCUCCCUGCCUCUCCCUCCUCCCCGCCCUGCCCCUCAUUUUCCGCCCCCCCACGCCCGGUUUCUCCCCUCCCUGCACCUCCCUUUCUUUCUCCGUGCCUCUCCUUUGCUCCCUCCCUGCCCCCGCCUGCCCAUGCCCCUGUCUUUGGUUUCUCCCCUCCCUGCCCCACGUUUCUUCCCUCCCUGAGAUCACCUUGUACCCCCUCUGCCCCUCCCUUGUUCUCCCCGCACCCAUUGCUUCUCCCCUCCCUGCCCUUGAUUUCCCGCACCCCUGCCCUUGUUUCCUACCAUCCAUGCCCCUCGUUUCCCCUCUUUGUACGUUCACCCUCUUCCCUCCCUGCCCCUCCCUUCCUCCCCCCCUGCCCUUUGCUUUCCCCUCCCCCUGCCCGUUGCUGCCCCUCCCCUUGCCCCCUCAACUCCCCUGCCCCCCGUACACCCCACUCCCGUCCAACCGCCCCCACCCUCCCCCGGCUGCCCGUUUCCGCUCUCCACCCCCGCGACCGUGUGCGGCUUCCAACCGCCCAACGGUGUCACACCCCCUGCCCCCUCAUGCCAUCCGCUCCCCCCGCCCCUACCCUCCGCGUGCCCGCUCCCUCGCCGCCUCUUUUGACCCUCCCUGCCCCCCUCGCCGUUACCCACCGCUCGCCAUUCGCUCCUCCCCGCCCGUGCCCUCCCCUCGUUUACCUUCGCCUCCCCCCUCCCCUCCUCUGCUGCACGCCUCUUCCUUCCCCUCGCUAACCCACUCCACUCCCUGCCCCUCCUCAAUCCGCACCCUGCCCCUCGUUUCUCGCCCCCCUACGCUUGGUUUCUCCCCUCCCUGCCCCUCGCCGCCUUUCUCCGCUCCCCACCUCCCCCCUCUCCCUGCCCCCCCACUCUCCUCCACUUGCCCUUGGCUUCCCACCUCCCUGCCCCACCUUUCCCCCCUCCGUGUGCUCAGCUUCUCCCCUCCCUGCCUCUCCCUCCUCCCCGCCCUGCCCCUCAUUUUCCGCCCCCCCACGCCCGGUUUCUCCCCUCCCUGCACCUCCCUUUCUUUCUCCGUGCCUCUCCUUUGCUCCCUCCCUGCCCCCGCCUGCCCAUGCCCCUGUCUUUGGUUUCUCCCCUCCCUGCCCCACGUUUCUUCCCUCCCUGAGAUCACCUUGUACCCCCUCUGCCCCUCCCUUGUUCUCCCCGCACCCAUUGCUUCUCCCCUCCCUGCCCUUGAUUUCCCGCACCCCUGCCCUUGUUUCCUACCAUCCAUGCCCCUCGUUUCCCCUCUUUGUACGUUCACCCUCUUCCCUCCCUGCCCCUCCCUUCCUCCCCCCCUGCCCUUUGCUUUCCCCUCGUUACGCUCCCUUCUCCCCAUCCCUGCUGCCCUCUUACCACCAUCAGCCCGUCCCCACCACCAGCCCCCCUCCCACCCUUCUCCCCCCCCCCCCUCUCCCUCUCUCUCUCUCUCUCUCUCUCUUUCUCUCGCACACACACACACACACACACUCCCCUCCCCCACCCCCCACCCACAUCCUCCCGUUCUGCCCCUCCCUGCCCCUGUUCCACCCCCUCGCACGCCCCUCACCUCUCACCUCCGUUCAACUGGAUUCCCCCCCUCUGGUGCAUCCCUUGCAUCGCUCGCCCCUCUGCUCACCCUCUGCCCGCCCCUUUUCCUUGCCCUCAGCUGGCCCAGCCCCUGCCCGUUGCUGCCCCUCCCCUUGCCCCCUCAACUCCCCUGCCCCCCGUACACCCCACUCCCGUCCAACCGCCCCCACCCUCCCCCGGCUGCCCGUUUCCGCUCUCCACCCCCGCGACCGUGUGCGGCUUCCAACCGCCCAACGGUGUCACACCCCCUGCCCCCUCAUGCCAUCCGCUCCCCCCGCCCCUACCCUCCGCGUGCCCGCUCCCUCGCCGCCUCUUUUGACCCUCCCUGCCCCCCUCGCCGUUACCCACCGCUCGCCAUUCGCUCCUCCCCGCCCGUGCCCUCCCCUCGUUUACCUUCGCCUCCCCCCUCCCCUCCUCUGCUGCACGCCUCUUCCUUCCCCUCGCUAACCCACUCCACUCCCUGCCCCUCCUCAAUCCGCACCCUGCCCCUCGUUUCUCGCCCCCCUACGCUUGGUUUCUCCCCUCCCUGCCCCUCGCCGCCUUUCUCCGCUCCCCACCUCCCCCCUCUCCCUGCCCCCCCACUCUCCUCCACUUGCCCUUGGCUUCCCACCUCCCUGCCCCACCUUUCCCCCCUCCGUGUGCUCAGCUUCUCCCCUCCCUGCCUCUCCCUCCUCCCCGCCCUGCCCCUCAUUUUCCGCCCCCCCACGCCCGGUUUCUCCCCUCCCUGCACCUCCCUUUCUUUCUCCGUGCCUCUCCUUUGCUCCCUCCCUGCCCCCGCCUGCCCAUGCCCCUGUCUUUGGUUUCUCCCCUCCCUGCCCCACGUUUCUUCCCUCCCUGAGAUCACCUUGUACCCCCUCUGCCCCUCCCUUGUUCUCCCCGCACCCAUUGCUUCUCCCCUCCCUGCCCUUGAUUUCCCGCACCCCUGCCCUUGUUUCCUACCAUCCAUGCCCCUCGUUUCCCCUCUUUGUACGUUCACCCUCUUCCCUCCCUGCCCCUCCCUUCCUCCCCCCCUGCCCUUUGCUUUCCCCUCGUUACGCUCCCUUCUCCCCAUCCCUGCUGCCCUCUUACCACCAUCAGCCCGUCCCCACCACCAGCCCCCCUCCCACCCUUCUCCCCCCCCCCCCUCUCCCUCUCUCUCUCUCUCUCUCUCUCUUUCUCUCGCACACACACACACACACACACUCCCCUCCCCCACCCCCCACCCACAUCCUCCCGUUCUGCCCCUCCCUGCCCCUGUUCCACCCCCUCGCACGCCCCUCACCUCUCACCUCCGUUCAACUGGAUUCCCCCCCUCUGGUGCAUCCCUUGCAUCGCUCGCCCCUCUGCUCACCCUCUGCCCGCCCCUUUUCCUUGCCCUCAGCUGGCCCAGCCCCUGCCCGUUGCUGCCCCUCCCCUUGCCCCCUCAACUCCCCUGCCCCCCGUACACCCCACUCCCGUCCAACCGCCCCCACCCUCCCCCGGCUGCCCGUUUCCGCUCUCCACCCCCGCGACCGUGUGCGGCUUCCAACCGCCCAACGGUGUCACACCCCCUGCCCCCUCAUGCCAUCCGCUCCCCCCGCCCCUACCCUCCGCGUGCCCGCUCCCUCGCCGCCUCUUUUGACCCUCCCUGCCCCCCUCGCCGUUACCCACCGCUCGCCAUUCGCUCCUCCCCGCCCGUGCCCUCCCCUCGUUUACCUUCGCCUCCCCCCUCCCCUCCUCUGCUGCACGCCUCUUCCUUCCCCUCGCUAACCCACUCCACUCCCUGCCCCUCCUCAAUCCGCACCCUGCCCCUCGUUUCUCGCCCCCCUACGCUUGGUUUCUCCCCUCCCUGCCCCUCGCCGCCUUUCUCCGCUCCCCACCUCCCCCCUCUCCCUGCCCCCCCACUCUCCUCCACUUGCCCUUGGCUUCCCACCUCCCUGCCCCACCUUUCCCCCCUCCGUGUGCUCAGCUUCUCCCCUCCCUGCCUCUCCCUCCUCCCCGCCCUGCCCCUCAUUUUCCGCCCCCCCACGCCCGGUUUCUCCCCUCCCUGCACCUCCCUUUCUUUCUCCGUGCCUCUCCUUUGCUCCCUCCCUGCCCCCGCCUGCCCAUGCCCCUGUCUUUGGUUUCUCCCCUCCCUGCCCCACGUUUCUUCCCUCCCUGAGAUCACCUUGUACCCCCUCUGCCCCUCCCUUGUUCUCCCCGCACCCAUUGCUUCUCCCCUCCCUGCCCUUGAUUUCCCGCACCCCUGCCCUUGUUUCCUACCAUCCAUGCCCCUCGUUUCCCCUCUUUGUACGUUCACCCUCUUCCCUCCCUGCCCCUCCCUUCCUCCCCCCCUGCCCUUUGCUUUCCCCUCGUUACGCUCCCUUCUCCCCAUCCCUGCUGCCCUCUUACCACCAUCAGCCCGUCCCCACCACCAGCCCCCCUCCCACCCUUCUCCCCCCCCCCCUCUCCCUCUCUCUCUCUCUCUCUCUCUCUUUCUCUCGCACACACACACACACACACACUCCCCUCCCCCACCCCCCACCCACAUCCUCCCGUUCUGCCCCUCCCUGCCCCUGUUCCACCCCCUCGCACGCCCCUCACCUCUCACCUCCGUUCAACUGGAUUCCCCCCCUCUGGUGCAUCCCUUGCAUCGCUCGCCCCUCUGCUCACCCUCUGCCCGCCCCUUUUCCUUGCCCUCAGCUGGCCCAGCCCCUGCCCGUUGCUGCCCCUCCCCUUGCCCCCUCAACUCCCCUGCCCCCCGUACACCCCACUCCCGUCCAACCGCCCCCACCCUCCCCCGGCUGCCCGUUUCCGCUCUCCACCCCCGCGACCGUUCACACCCCCUGCCCCCUCAUGCCAUCCGCUCCCCCCGCCCCUACCCUCCGCGUGCCCGCUCCCUCGCCGCCUCUUUUGACCCUCCCUGCCCCCCUCGCCGUUACCCACCGCUCGCCAUUCGCUCCUCCCCGCCCGUGCCCUCCCCUCGUUUACCUUCGCCUCCCCCCUCCCCUCCUCUGCUGCACGCCUCUUCCUUCCCCUCGCUAACCCACUCCACUCCCUGCCCCUCCUCAAUCCGCACCCUGCCCCUCGUUUCUCGCCCCCCUACGCUUGGUUUCUCCCCUCCCUGCCCCUCGCCGCCUUUCUCCGCUCCCCACCUCCCCCCUCUCCCUGCCCCCCCACUCUCCUCCACUUGCCCUUGGCUUCCCACCUCCCUGCCCCACCUUUCCCCCCUCCGUGUGCUCAGCUUCUCCCCUCCCUGCCUCUCCCUCCUCCCCGCCCUGCCCCUCAUUUUCCGCCCCCCCACGCCCGGUUUCUCCCCUCCCUGCACCUCCCUUUCUUUCUCCGUGCCUCUCCUUUGCUCCCUCCCUGCCCCCGCCUGCCCAUGCCCCUGUCUUUGGUUUCUCCCCUCCCUGCCCCACGUUUCUUCCCUCCCUGAGAUCACCUUGUACCCCCUCUGCCCCUCCCUUGUUCUCCCCGCACCCAUUGCUUCUCCCCUCCCUGCCCUUGAUUUCCCGCACCCCUGCCCUUGUUUCCUACCAUCCAUGCCCCUCGUUUCCCCUCUUUGUACGUUCACCCUCUUCCCUCCCUGCCCCUCCCUUCCUCCCCCCCUGCCCUUUGCUUUCCCCUCGUUACGCUCCCUUCUCCCCAUCCCUGCUGCCCUCUUACCACCAUCAGCCCGUCCCCACCACCAGCCCCCCUCCCACCCUUCUCCCCCCCCCCCCUCUCCCUCUCUCUCUCUCUCUCUCUCUCUCUUUCUCUCGCACACACACACACACACACACUCCCCUCCCCCACCCCCCACCCACAUCCUCCCGUUCUGCCCCUCCCUGCCCCUGUUCCACCCCCUCGCACGCCCCUCACCUCUCACCUCCGUUCAACUGGAUUCCCCCCCUCUGGUGCAUCCCUUGCAUCGCUCGCCCCUCUGCUCACCCUCUGCCCGCCCCUUUUCCUUGCCCUCAGCUGGCCCAGCCCCUGCCCGUUGCUGCCCCUCCCCUUGCCCCCUCAACUCCCCUGCCCCCCGUACACCCCACUCCCGUCCAACCGCCCCCACCCUCCCCCGGCUGCCCGUUUCCGCUCUCCACCCCCGCGACCGUUCACACCCCCUGCCCCCUCAUGCCAUCCGCUCCCCCCGCCCCUACCCUCCGCGUGCCCGCUCCCUCGCCGCCUCUUUUGACCCUCCCUGCCCCCCUCGCCGUUACCCACCGCUCGCCAUUCGCUCCUCCCCGCCCGUGCCCUCCCCUCGUUUACCUUCGCCUCCCCCCUCCCCUCCUCUGCUGCACGCCUCUUCCUUCCCCUCGCUAACCCACUCCACUCCCUGCCCCUCCUCAAUCCGCACCCUGCCCCUCGUUUCUCGCCCCCCUACGCUUGGUUUCUCCCCUCCCUGCCCCUCGCCGCCUUUCUCCGCUCCCCACCUCCCCCCUCUCCCUGCCCCCCCACUCUCCUCCACUUGCCCUUGGCUUCCCACCUCCCUGCCCCACCUUUCCCCCCUCCGUGUGCUCAGCUUCUCCCCUCCCUGCCUCUCCCUCCUCCCCGCCCUGCCCCUCAUUUUCCGCCCCCCCACGCCCGGUUUCUCCCCUCCCUGCACCUCCCUUUCUUUCUCCGUGCCUCUCCUUUGCUCCCUCCCUGCCCCCGCCUGCCCAUGCCCCUGUCUUUGGUUUCUCCCCUCCCUGCCCCACGUUUCUUCCCUCCCUGAGAUCACCUUGUACCCCCUCUGCCCCUCCCUUGUUCUCCCCGCACCCAUUGCUUCUCCCCUCCCUGCCCUUGAUUUCCCGCACCCCUGCCCUUGUUUCCUACCAUCCAUGCCCCUCGUUUCCCCUCUUUGUACGUUCACCCUCUUCCCUCCCUGCCCCUCCCUUCCUCCCCCCCUGCCCUUUGCUUUCCCCUCGUUACGCUCCCUUCUCCCCAUCCCUGCUGCCCUCUUACCACCAUCAGCCCGUCCCCACCACCAGCCCCCCUCCCACCCUUCUCCCCCCCCCCCUCUCCCUCUCUCUCUCUCUCUCUCUCUCUUUCUCUCGCACACACACACACACACACACUCCCCUCCCCCACCCCCCACCCACAUCCUCCCGUUCUGCCCCUCCCUGCCCCUGUUCCACCCCCUCGCACGCCCCUCACCUCUCACCUCCGUUCAACUGGAUUCCCCCCCUCUGGUGCAUCCCUUGCAUCGCUCGCCCCUCUGCUCACCCUCUGCCCGCCCCUUUUCCUUGCCCUCAGCUGGCCCAGCCCCUGCCCGUUGCUGCCCCUCCCCUUGCCCCCUCAACUCCCCUGCCCCCCGUACACCCCACUCCCGUCCAACCGCCCCCACCCUCCCCCGGCUGCCCGUUUCCGCUCUCCACCCCCGCGACCGUUCACACCCCCUGCCCCCUCAUGCCAUCCGCUCCCCCCGCCCCUACCCUCCGCGUGCCCGCUCCCUCGCCGCCUCUUUUGACCCUCCCUGCCCCCCUCGCCGUUACCCACCGCUCGCCAUUCGCUCCUCCCCGCCCGUGCCCUCCCCUCGUUUACCUUCGCCUCCCCCCUCCCCUCCUCUGCUGCACGCCUCUUCCUUCCCCUCGCUAACCCACUCCACUCCCUGCCCCUCCUCAAUCCGCACCCUGCCCCUCGUUUCUCGCCCCCCUAUGCUUGGUUUCUCCCCCCCUGCCCUUUGCUUUCCCCUCGUUACGCUCCCUUCUCCCCAUCCCUGCUGCCCUCUUACCACCAUCAGCCCCCCCUGCCCGUUGCUGCCCCUCCCCUUGCCCCCUCAACUCCCCUGCCCCCCGUACACCCCACUCCCGUCCAACCGCCCCCACCCUCCCCCGGCUGCCCGUUUCCGCUCUCCACCCCCGCGACCGUGUGCGGCUUCCAACCGCCCAACGGUGUCACACCCCCUGCCCCCUCAUGCCAUCCGCUCCCCCCGCCCCUACCCUCCGCGUGCCCGCUCCCUCGCCGCCUCUUUUGACCCUCCCUGCCCCCCUCGCCGUUACCCACCGCUCGCCAUUCGCUCCUCCCCGCCCGUGCCCUCCCCUCGUUUACCUUCGCCUCCCCCCUCCCCUCCUCUGCUGCACGCCUCUUCCUUCCCCUCGCUAACCCACUCCACUCCCUGCCCCUCCUCAAUCCGCACCCUGCCCCUCGUUUCUCGCCCCCCUAUGCUUGGUUUCUCCCCCCCUGCCCUUUGCUUUCCCCUCGUUACGCUCCCUUCUCCCCAUCCCUGCUGCCCUCUUACCACCAUCAGCCCCCCCUGCCCGUUGCUGCCCCUCCCCUUGCCCCCUCAACUCCCCUGCCCCCCGUACACCCCACUCCCGUCCAACCGCCCCCACCCUCCCCCGGCUGCCCGUUUCCGCUCUCCACCCCCGCGACCGUGUGCGGCUUCCAACCGCCCAACGGUGUCACACCCCCUGCCCCCUCAUGCCAUCCGCUCCCCCCGCCCCUACCCUCCGCGUGCCCGCUCCCUCGCCGCCUCUUUUGACCCUCCCUGCCCCCCUCGCCGUUACCCACCGCUCGCCAUUCGCUCCUCCCCGCCCGUGCCCUCCCCUCGUUUACCUUCGCCUCCCCCCUCCCCUCCUCUGCUGCACGCCUCUUCCUUCCCCUCGCUAACCCACUCCACUCCCUGCCCCUCCUCAAUCCGCACCCUGCCCCUCGUUUCUCGCCCCCCUACGCUUGGUUUCUCCCCUCCCUGCCCCUCGCCGCCUUUCUCCGCUCCCCACCUCCCCCCUCUCCCUGCCCCCCCACUCUCCUCCACUUGCCCUUGGCUUCCCACCUCCCUGCCCCACCUUUCCCCCCUCCGUGUGCUCAGCUUCUCCCCUCCCUGCCUCUCCCUCCUCCCCGCCCUGCCCCUCAUUUUCCGCCCCCCCACGCCCGGUUUCUCCCCUCCCUGCACCUCCCUUUCUUUCUCCGUGCCUCUCCUUUGCUCCCUCCCUGCCCCCGCCUGCCCAUGCCCCUGUCUUUGGUUUCUCCCCUCCCUGCCCCACGUUUCUUCCCUCCCUGAGAUCACCUUGUACCCCCUCUGCCCCUCCCUUGUUCUCCCCGCACCCAUUGCUUCUCCCCUCCCUGCCCUUGAUUUCCCGCACCCCUGCCCUUGUUUCCUACCAUCCAUGCCCCUCGUUUCCCCUCUUUGUACGUUCACCCUCUUCCCUCCCUGCCCCUCCCUUCCUCCCCCCCUGCCCUUUGCUUUCCCCUCGUUACGCUCCCUUCUCCCCAUCCCUGCUGCCCUCUUACCACCAUCAGCCCGUCCCCACCACCAGCCCCCCUCCCACCCUUCUCCCCCCCCCCCCUCUCCCUCUCUCUCUCUCUCUCUCUCUCUUUCUCUCGCACACACACACACACACACACUCCCCUCCCCCACCCCCCACCCACAUCCUCCCGUUCUGCCCCUCCCUGCCCCUGUUCCACCCCCUCGCACGCCCCUCACCUCUCACCUCCGUUCAACUGGAUUCCCCCCCUCUGGUGCAUCCCUUGCAUCGCUCGCCCCUCUGCUCACCCUCUGCCCGCCCCUUUUCCUUGCCCUCAGCUGGCCCAGCCCCUGCCCGUUGCUGCCCCUCCCCUUGCCCCCUCAACUCCCCUGCCCCCCGUACACCCCACUCCCGUCCAACCGCCCCCACCCUCCCCCGGCUGCCCGUUUCCGCUCUCCACCCCCGCGACCGUGUGCGGCUUCCAACCGCCCAACGGUGUCACACCCCCUGCCCCCUCAUGCCAUCCGCUCCCCCCGCCCCUACCCUCCGCGUGCCCGCUCCCUCGCCGCCUCUUUUGACCCUCCCUGCCCCCCUCGCCGUUACCCACCGCUCGCCAUUCGCUCCUCCCCGCCCGUGCCCUCCCCUCGUUUACCUUCGCCUCCCCCCUCCCCUCCUCUGCUGCACGCCUCUUCCUUCCCCUCGCUAACCCACUCCACUCCCUGCCCCUCCUCAAUCCGCACCCUGCCCCUCGUUUCUCGCCCCCCUACGCUUGGUUUCUCCCCUCCCUGCCCCUCGCCGCCUUUCUCCGCUCCCCACCUCCCCCCUCUCCCUGCCCCCCCACUCUCCUCCACUUGCCCUUGGCUUCCCACCUCCCUGCCCCACCUUUCCCCCCUCCGUGUGCUCAGCUUCUCCCCUCCCUGCCUCUCCCUCCUCCCCGCCCUGCCCCUCAUUUUCCGCCCCCCCACGCCCGGUUUCUCCCCUCCCUGCACCUCCCUUUCUUUCUCCGUGCCUCUCCUUUGCUCCCUCCCUGCCCCCGCCUGCCCAUGCCCCUGUCUUUGGUUUCUCCCCUCCCUGCCCCACGUUUCUUCCCUCCCUGAGAUCACCUUGUACCCCCUCUGCCCCUCCCUUGUUCUCCCCGCACCCAUUGCUUCUCCCCUCCCUGCCCUUGAUUUCCCGCACCCCUGCCCUUGUUUCCUACCAUCCAUGCCCCUCGUUUCCCCUCUUUGUACGUUCACCCUCUUCCCUCCCUGCCCCUCCCUUCCUCCCCCCCUGCCCUUUGCUUUCCCCUCGUUACGCUCCCUUCUCCCCAUCCCUGCUGCCCUCUUACCACCAUCAGCCCGUCCCCACCACCAGCCCCCCUCCCACCCUUCUCCCCCCCCCCCUCUCCCUCUCUCUCUCUCUCUCUCUCUCUUUCUCUCGCACACACACACACACACACACUCCCCUCCCCCACCCCCCACCCACAUCCUCCCGUUCUGCCCCUCCCUGCCCCUGUUCCACCCCCUCGCACGCCCCUCACCUCUCACCUCCGUUCAACUGGAUUCCCCCCCUCUGGUGCAUCCCUUGCAUCGCUCGCCCCUCUGCUCACCCUCUGCCCGCCCCUUUUCCUUGCCCUCAGCUGGCCCAGCCCCUGCCCGUUGCUGCCCCUCCCCUUGCCCCCUCAACUCCCCUGCCCCCCGUACACCCCACUCCCGUCCAACCGCCCCCACCCUCCCCCGGCUGCCCGUUUCCGCUCUCCACCCCCGCGACCGUUCACACCCCCUGCCCCCUCAUGCCAUCCGCUCCCCCCGCCCCUACCCUCCGCGUGCCCGCUCCCUCGCCGCCUCUUUUGACCCUCCCUGCCCCCCUCGCCGUUACCCACCGCUCGCCAUUCGCUCCUCCCCGCCCGUGCCCUCCCCUCGUUUACCUUCGCCUCCCCCCUCCCCUCCUCUGCUGCACGCCUCUUCCUUCCCCUCGCUAACCCACUCCACUCCCUGCCCCUCCUCAAUCCGCACCCUGCCCCUCGUUUCUCGCCCCCCUACGCUUGGUUUCUCCCCUCCCUGCCCCUCGCCGCCUUUCUCCGCUCCCCACCUCCCCCCUCUCCCUGCCCCCCCACUCUCCUCCACUUGCCCUUGGCUUCCCACCUCCCUGCCCCACCUUUCCCCCCUCCGUGUGCUCAGCUUCUCCCCUCCCUGCCUCUCCCUCCUCCCCGCCCUGCCCCUCAUUUUCCGCCCCCCCACGCCCGGUUUCUCCCCUCCCUGCACCUCCCUUUCUUUCUCCGUGCCUCUCCUUUGCUCCCUCCCUGCCCCCGCCUGCCCAUGCCCCUGUCUUUGGUUUCUCCCCUCCCUGCCCCACGUUUCUUCCCUCCCUGAGAUCACCUUGUACCCCCUCUGCCCCUCCCUUGUUCUCCCCGCACCCAUUGCUUCUCCCCUCCCUGCCCUUGAUUUCCCGCACCCCUGCCCUUGUUUCCUACCAUCCAUGCCCCUCGUUUCCCCUCUUUGUACGUUCACCCUCUUCCCUCCCUGCCCCUCCCUUCCUCCCCCCCUGCCCUUUGCUUUCCCCUCGUUACGCUCCCUUCUCCCCAUCCCUGCUGCCCUCUUACCACCAUCAGCCCGUCCCCACCACCAGCCCCCCUCCCACCCUUCUCCCCCCCCCCCUCUCCCUCUCUCUCUCUCUCUCUCUCUCUUUCUCUCGCACACACACACACACACACACUCCCCUCCCCCACCCCCCACCCACAUCCUCCCGUUCUGCCCCUCCCUGCCCCUGUUCCACCCCCUCGCACGCCCCUCACCUCUCACCUCCGUUCAACUGGAUUCCCCCCCUCUGGUGCAUCCCUUGCAUCGCUCGCCCCUCUGCUCACCCUCUGCCCGCCCCUUUUCCUUGCCCUCAGCUGGCCCAGCCCCUGCCCGUUGCUGCCCCUCCCCUUGCCCCCUCAACUCCCCUGCCCCCCGUACACCCCACUCCCGUCCAACCGCCCCCACCCUCCCCCGGCUGCCCGUUUCCGCUCUCCACCCCCGCGACCGUUCACACCCCCUGCCCCCUCAUGCCAUCCGCUCCCCCCGCCCCUACCCUCCGCGUGCCCGCUCCCUCGCCGCCUCUUUUGACCCUCCCUGCCCCCCUCGCCGUUACCCACCGCUCGCCAUUCGCUCCUCCCCGCCCGUGCCCUCCCCUCGUUUACCUUCGCCUCCCCCCUCCCCUCCUCUGCUGCACGCCUCUUCCUUCCCCUCGCUAACCCACUCCACUCCCUGCCCCUCCUCAAUCCGCACCCUGCCCCUCGUUUCUCGCCCCCCUACGCUUGGUUUCUCCCCUCCCUGCCCCUCGCCGCCUUUCUCCGCUCCCCACCUCCCCCCUCUCCCUGCCCCCCCACUCUCCUCCACUUGCCCUUGGCUUCCCACCUCCCUGCCCCACCUUUCCCCCCUCCGUGUGCUCAGCUUCUCCCCUCCCUGCCUCUCCCUCCUCCCCGCCCUGCCCCUCAUUUUCCGCCCCCCCACGCCCGGUUUCUCCCCUCCCUGCACCUCCCUUUCUUUCUCCGUGCCUCUCCUUUGCUCCCUCCCUGCCCCCGCCUGCCCAUGCCCCUGUCUUUGGUUUCUCCCCUCCCUGCCCCACGUUUCUUCCCUCCCUGAGAUCACCUUGUACCCCCUCUGCCCCUCCCUUGUUCUCCCCGCACCCAUUGCUUCUCCCCUCCCUGCCCUUGAUUUCCCGCACCCCUGCCCUUGUUUCCUACCAUCCAUGCCCCUCGUUUCCCCUCUUUGUACGUUCACCCUCUUCCCUCCCUGCCCCUCCCUUCCUCCCCCCCUGCCCUUUGCUUUCCCCUCGUUACGCUCCCUUCUCCCCAUCCCUGCUGCCCUCUUACCACCAUCAGCCCGUCCCCACCACCAGCCCCCCUCCCACCCUUCUCCCCCCCCCCCCUCUCCCUCUCUCUCUCUCUCUCUCUCUCUUUCUCUCGCACACACACACACACACACACUCCCCUCCCCCACCCCCCACCCACAUCCUCCCGUUCUGCCCCUCCCUGCCCCUGUUCCACCCCCUCGCACGCCCCUCACCUCUCACCUCCGUUCAACUGGAUUCCCCCCCUCUGGUGCAUCCCUUGCAUCGCUCGCCCCUCUGCUCACCCUCUGCCCGCCCCUUUUCCUUGCCCUCAGCUGGCCCAGCCCCUGCCCGUUGCUGCCCCUCCCCUUGCCCCCUCAACUCCCCUGCCCCCCGUACACCCCACUCCCGUCCAACCGCCCCCACCCUCCCCCGGCUGCCCGUUUCCGCUCUCCACCCCCGCGACCGUGUGCGGCUUCCAACCGCCCAACGGUGUCACACCCCCUGCCCCCUCAUGCCAUCCGCUCCCCCCGCCCCUACCCUCCGCGUGCCCGCUCCCUCGCCGCCUCUUUUGACCCUCCCUGCCCCCCUCGCCGUUACCCACCGCUCGCCAUUCGCUCCUCCCCGCCCGUGCCCUCCCCUCGUUUACCUUCGCCUCCCCCCUCCCCUCCUCUGCUGCACGCCUCUUCCUUCCCCUCGCUAACCCACUCCACUCCCUGCCCCUCCUCAAUCCGCACCCUGCCCCUCGUUUCUCGCCCCCCUACGCUUGGUUUCUCCCCUCCCUGCCCCUCGCCGCCUUUCUCCGCUCCCCACCUCCCCCCUCUCCCUGCCCCCCCACUCUCCUCCACUUGCCCUUGGCUUCCCACCUCCCUGCCCCACCUUUCCCCCCUCCGUGUGCUCAGCUUCUCCCCUCCCUGCCUCUCCCUCCUCCCCGCCCUGCCCCUCAUUUUCCGCCCCCCCACGCCCGGUUUCUCCCCUCCCUGCACCUCCCUUUCUUUCUCCGUGCCUCUCCUUUGCUCCCUCCCUGCCCCCGCCUGCCCAUGCCCCUGUCUUUGGUUUCUCCCCUCCCUGCCCCACGUUUCUUCCCUCCCUGAGAUCACCUUGUACCCCCUCUGCCCCUCCCUUGUUCUCCCCGCACCCAUUGCUUCUCCCCUCCCUGCCCUUGAUUUCCCGCACCCCUGCCCUUGUUUCCUACCAUCCAUGCCCCUCGUUUCCCCUCUUUGUACGUUCACCCUCUUCCCUCCCUGCCCCUCCCUUCCUCCCCCCCUGCCCUUUGCUUUCCCCUCCCCCUGCCCGUUGCUGCCCCUCCCCUUGCCCCCUCAACUCCCCUGCCCCCCGUACACCCCACUCCCGUCCAACCGCCCCCACCCUCCCCCGGCUGCCCGUUUCCGCUCUCCACCCCCGCGACCGUGUGCGGCUUCCAACCGCCCAACGGUGUCACACCCCCUGCCCCCUCAUGCCAUCCGCUCCCCCCGCCCCUACCCUCCGCGUGCCCGCUCCCUCGCCGCCUCUUUUGACCCUCCCUGCCCCCCUCGCCGUUACCCACCGCUCGCCAUUCGCUCCUCCCCGCCCGUGCCCUCCCCUCGUUUACCUUCGCCUCCCCCCUCCCCUCCUCUGCUGCACGCCUCUUCCUUCCCCUCGCUAACCCACUCCACUCCCUGCCCCUCCUCAAUCCGCACCCUGCCCCUCGUUUCUCGCCCCCCUACGCUUGGUUUCUCCCCUCCCUGCCCCUCGCCGCCUUUCUCCGCUCCCCACCUCCCCCCUCUCCCUGCCCCCCCACUCUCCUCCACUUGCCCUUGGCUUCCCACCUCCCUGCCCCACCUUUCCCCCCUCCGUGUGCUCAGCUUCUCCCCUCCCUGCCUCUCCCUCCUCCCCGCCCUGCCCCUCAUUUUCCGCCCCCCCACGCCCGGUUUCUCCCCUCCCUGCACCUCCCUUUCUUUCUCCGUGCCUCUCCUUUGCUCCCUCCCUGCCCCCGCCUGCCCAUGCCCCUGUCUUUGGUUUCUCCCCUCCCUGCCCCACGUUUCUUCCCUCCCUGAGAUCACCUUGUACCCCCUCUGCCCCUCCCUUGUUCUCCCCGCACCCAUUGCUUCUCCCCUCCCUGCCCUUGAUUUCCCGCACCCCUGCCCUUGUUUCCUACCAUCCAUGCCCCUCGUUUCCCCUCUUUGUACGUUCACCCUCUUCCCUCCCUGCCCCUCCCUUCCUCCCCCCCUGCCCUUUGCUUUCCCCUCGUUACGCUCCCUUCUCCCCAUCCCUGCUGCCCUCUUACCACCAUCAGCCCGUCCCCACCACCAGCCCCCCUCCCACCCUUCUCCCCCCCCCCCUCUCCCUCUCUCUCUCUCUCUCUCUCUCUUUCUCUCGCACACACACACACACACACACUCCCCUCCCCCACCCCCCACCCACAUCCUCCCGUUCUGCCCCUCCCUGCCCCUGUUCCACCCCCUCGCACGCCCCUCACCUCUCACCUCCGUUCAACUGGAUUCCCCCCCUCUGGUGCAUCCCUUGCAUCGCUCGCCCCUCUGCUCACCCUCUGCCCGCCCCUUUUCCUUGCCCUCAGCUGGCCCAGCCCCUGCCCGUUGCUGCCCCUCCCCUUGCCCCCUCAACUCCCCUGCCCCCCGUACACCCCACUCCCGUCCAACCGCCCCCACCCUCCCCCGGCUGCCCGUUUCCGCUCUCCACCCCCGCGACCGUUCACACCCCCUGCCCCCUCAUGCCAUCCGCUCCCCCCGCCCCUACCCUCCGCGUGCCCGCUCCCUCGCCGCCUCUUUUGACCCUCCCUGCCCCCCUCGCCGUUACCCACCGCUCGCCAUUCGCUCCUCCCCGCCCGUGCCCUCCCCUCGUUUACCUUCGCCUCCCCCCUCCCCUCCUCUGCUGCACGCCUCUUCCUUCCCCUCGCUAACCCACUCCACUCCCUGCCCCUCCUCAAUCCGCACCCUGCCCCUCGUUUCUCGCCCCCCUAUGCUUGGUUUCUCCCCCCCUGCCCUUUGCUUUCCCCUCGUUACGCUCCCUUCUCCCCAUCCCUGCUGCCCUCUUACCACCAUCAGCCCCCCCUGCCCGUUGCUGCCCCUCCCCUUGCCCCCUCAACUCCCCUGCCCCCCGUACACCCCACUCCCGUCCAACCGCCCCCACCCUCCCCCGGCUGCCCGUUUCCGCUCUCCACCCCCGCGACCGUGUGCGGCUUCCAACCGCCCAACGGUGUCACACCCCCUGCCCCCUCAUGCCAUCCGCUCCCCCCGCCCCUACCCUCCGCGUGCCCGCUCCCUCGCCGCCUCUUUUGACCCUCCCUGCCCCCCUCGCCGUUACCCACCGCUCGCCAUUCGCUCCUCCCCGCCCGUGCCCUCCCCUCGUUUACCUUCGCCUCCCCCCUCCCCUCCUCUGCUGCACGCCUCUUCCUUCCCCUCGCUAACCCACUCCACUCCCUGCCCCUCCUCAAUCCGCACCCUGCCCCUCGUUUCUCGCCCCCCUACGCUUGGUUUCUCCCCUCCCUGCCCCUCGCCGCCUUUCUCCGCUCCCCACCUCCCCCCUCUCCCUGCCCCCCCACUCUCCUCCACUUGCCCUUGGCUUCCCACCUCCCUGCCCCACCUUUCCCCCCUCCGUGUGCUCAGCUUCUCCCCUCCCUGCCUCUCCCUCCUCCCCGCCCUGCCCCUCAUUUUCCGCCCCCCCACGCCCGGUUUCUCCCCUCCCUGCACCUCCCUUUCUUUCUCCGUGCCUCUCCUUUGCUCCCUCCCUGCCCCCGCCUGCCCAUGCCCCUGUCUUUGGUUUCUCCCCUCCCUGCCCCACGUUUCUUCCCUCCCUGAGAUCACCUUGUACCCCCUCUGCCCCUCCCUUGUUCUCCCCGCACCCAUUGCUUCUCCCCUCCCUGCCCUUGAUUUCCCGCACCCCUGCCCUUGUUUCCUACCAUCCAUGCCCCUCGUUUCCCCUCUUUGUACGUUCACCCUCUUCCCUCCCUGCCCCUCCCUUCCUCCCCCCCUGCCCUUUGCUUUCCCCUCCCCCUGCCCGUUGCUGCCCCUCCCCUUGCCCCCUCAACUCCCCUGCCCCCCGUACACCCCACUCCCGUCCAACCGCCCCCACCCUCCCCCGGCUGCCCGUUUCCGCUCUCCACCCCCGCGACCGUGUGCGGCUUCCAACCGCCCAACGGUGUCACACCCCCUGCCCCCUCAUGCCAUCCGCUCCCCCCGCCCCUACCCUCCGCGUGCCCGCUCCCUCGCCGCCUCUUUUGACCCUCCCUGCCCCCCUCGCCGUUACCCACCGCUCGCCAUUCGCUCCUCCCCGCCCGUGCCCUCCCCUCGUUUACCUUCGCCUCCCCCCUCCCCUCCUCUGCUGCACGCCUCUUCCUUCCCCUCGCUAACCCACUCCACUCCCUGCCCCUCCUCAAUCCGCACCCUGCCCCUCGUUUCUCGCCCCCCUAUGCUUGGUUUCUCCCCCCCUGCCCUUUGCUUUCCCCUCGUUACGCUCCCUUCUCCCCAUCCCUGCUGCCCUCUUACCACCAUCAGCCCCCCCUGCCCGUUGCUGCCCCUCCCCUUGCCCCCUCAACUCCCCUGCCCCCCGUACACCCCACUCCCGUCCAACCGCCCCCACCCUCCCCCGGCUGCCCGUUUCCGCUCUCCACCCCCGCGACCGUGUGCGGCUUCCAACCGCCCAACGGUGUCACACCCCCUGCCCCCUCAUGCCAUCCGCUCCCCCCGCCCCUACCCUCCGCGUGCCCGCUCCCUCGCCGCCUCUUUUGACCCUCCCUGCCCCCCUCGCCGUUACCCACCGCUCGCCAUUCGCUCCUCCCCGCCCGUGCCCUCCCCUCGUUUACCUUCGCCUCCCCCCUCCCCUCCUCUGCUGCACGCCUCUUCCUUCCCCUCGCUAACCCACUCCACUCCCUGCCCCUCCUCAAUCCGCACCCUGCCCCUCGUUUCUCGCCCCCCUACGCUUGGUUUCUCCCCUCCCUGCCCCUCGCCGCCUUUCUCCGCUCCCCACCUCCCCCCUCUCCCUGCCCCCCCACUCUCCUCCACUUGCCCUUGGCUUCCCACCUCCCUGCCCCACCUUUCCCCCCUCCGUGUGCUCAGCUUCUCCCCUCCCUGCCUCUCCCUCCUCCCCGCCCUGCCCCUCAUUUUCCGCCCCCCCACGCCCGGUUUCUCCCCUCCCUGCACCUCCCUUUCUUUCUCCGUGCCUCUCCUUUGCUCCCUCCCUGCCCCCGCCUGCCCAUGCCCCUGUCUUUGGUUUCUCCCCUCCCUGCCCCACGUUUCUUCCCUCCCUGAGAUCACCUUGUACCCCCUCUGCCCCUCCCUUGUUCUCCCCGCACCCAUUGCUUCUCCCCUCCCUGCCCUUGAUUUCCCGCACCCCUGCCCUUGUUUCCUACCAUCCAUGCCCCUCGUUUCCCCUCUUUGUACGUUCACCCUCUUCCCUCCCUGCCCCUCCCUUCCUCCCCCCCUGCCCUUUGCUUUCCCCUCGUUACGCUCCCUUCUCCCCAUCCCUGCUGCCCUCUUACCACCAUCAGCCCGUCCCCACCACCAGCCCCCCUCCCACCCUUCUCCCCCCCCCCCUCUCCCUCUCUCUCUCUCUCUCUCUCUCUUUCUCUCGCACACACACACACACACACACUCCCCUCCCCCACCCCCCACCCACAUCCUCCCGUUCUGCCCCUCCCUGCCCCUGUUCCACCCCCUCGCACGCCCCUCACCUCUCACCUCCGUUCAACUGGAUUCCCCCCCUCUGGUGCAUCCCUUGCAUCGCUCGCCCCUCUGCUCACCCUCUGCCCGCCCCUUUUCCUUGCCCUCAGCUGGCCCAGCCCCUGCCCGUUGCUGCCCCUCCCCUUGCCCCCUCAACUCCCCUGCCCCCCGUACACCCCACUCCCGUCCAACCGCCCCCACCCUCCCCCGGCUGCCCGUUUCCGCUCUCCACCCCCGCGACCGUUCACACCCCCUGCCCCCUCAUGCCAUCCGCUCCCCCCGCCCCUACCCUCCGCGUGCCCGCUCCCUCGCCGCCUCUUUUGACCCUCCCUGCCCCCCUCGCCGUUACCCACCGCUCGCCAUUCGCUCCUCCCCGCCCGUGCCCUCCCCUCGUUUACCUUCGCCUCCCCCCUCCCCUCCUCUGCUGCACGCCUCUUCCUUCCCCUCGCUAACCCACUCCACUCCCUGCCCCUCCUCAAUCCGCACCCUGCCCCUCGUUUCUCGCCCCCCUACGCUUGGUUUCUCCCCUCCCUGCCCCUCGCCGCCUUUCUCCGCUCCCCACCUCCCCCCUCUCCCUGCCCCCCCACUCUCCUCCACUUGCCCUUGGCUUCCCACCUCCCUGCCCCACCUUUCCCCCCUCCGUGUGCUCAGCUUCUCCCCUCCCUGCCUCUCCCUCCUCCCCGCCCUGCCCCUCAUUUUCCGCCCCCCCACGCCCGGUUUCUCCCCUCCCUGCACCUCCCUUUCUUUCUCCGUGCCUCUCCUUUGCUCCCUCCCUGCCCCCGCCUGCCCAUGCCCCUGUCUUUGGUUUCUCCCCUCCCUGCCCCACGUUUCUUCCCUCCCUGAGAUCACCUUGUACCCCCUCUGCCCCUCCCUUGUUCUCCCCGCACCCAUUGCUUCUCCCCUCCCUGCCCUUGAUUUCCCGCACCCCUGCCCUUGUUUCCUACCAUCCAUGCCCCUCGUUUCCCCUCUUUGUACGUUCACCCUCUUCCCUCCCUGCCCCUCCCUUCCUCCCCCCCUGCCCUUUGCUUUCCCCUCGUUACGCUCCCUUCUCCCCAUCCCUGCUGCCCUCUUACCACCAUCAGCCCGUCCCCACCACCAGCCCCCCUCCCACCCUUCUCCCCCCCCCCCUCUCCCUCUCUCUCUCUCUCUCUCUCUCUUUCUCUCGCACACACACACACACACACACACUCCCCUCCCCCACCCCCCACCCACAUCCUCCCGUUCUGCCCCUCCCUGCCCCUGUUCCACCCCCUCGCACGCCCCUCACCUCUCACCUCCGUUCAACUGGAUUCCCCCCCUCUGGUGCAUCCCUUGCAUCGCUCGCCCCUCUGCUCACCCUCUGCCCGCCCCUUUUCCUUGCCCUCAGCUGGCCCAGCCCCUGCCCGUUGCUGCCCCUCCCCUUGCCCCCUCAACUCCCCUGCCCCCCGUACACCCCACUCCCGUCCAACCGCCCCCACCCUCCCCCGGCUGCCCGUUUCCGCUCUCCACCCCCGCGACCUCACACCCCCUGCCCCCUCAUGCCAUCCGCUCCCCCCGCCCCUACCCUCCGCGUGCCCGCUCCCUCGCCGCCUCUUUUGACCCUCCCUGCCCCCCUCGCCGUUACCCACCGCUCGCCAUUCGCUCCUCCCCGCCCGUGCCCUCCCCUCGUUUACCUUCGCCUCCCCCCUCCCCUCCUCUGCUGCACGCCUCUUCCUUCCCCUCGCUAACCCACUCCACUCCCUGCCCCUCCUCAAUCCGCACCCUGCCCCUCGUUUCUCGCCCCCCUACGCUUGGUUUCUCCCCUCCCUGCCCCUCGCCGCCUUUCUCCGCUCCCCACCUCCCCCCUCUCCCUGCCCCCCCACUCUCCUCCACUUGCCCUUGGCUUCCCACCUCCCUGCCCCACCUUUCCCCCCUCCGUGUGCUCAGCUUCUCCCCUCCCUGCCUCUCCCUCCUCCCCGCCCUGCCCCUCAUUUUCCGCCCCCCCACGCCCGGUUUCUCCCCUCCCUGCACCUCCCUUUCUUUCUCCGUGCCUCUCCUUUGCUCCCUCCCUGCCCCCGCCUGCCCAUGCCCCUGUCUUUGGUUUCUCCCCUCCCUGCCCCACGUUUCUUCCCUCCCUGAGAUCACCUUGUACCCCCUCUGCCCCUCCCUUGUUCUCCCCGCACCCAUUGCUUCUCCCCUCCCUGCCCUUGAUUUCCCGCACCCCUGCCCUUGUUUCCUACCAUCCAUGCCCCUCGUUUCCCCUCUUUGUACGUUCACCCUCUUCCCUCCCUGCCCCUCCCUUCCUCCCCCCCUGCCCUUUGCUUUCCCCUCCCCCUGCCCGUUGCUGCCCCUCCCCUUGCCCCCUCAACUCCCCUGCCCCCCGUACACCCCACUCCCGUCCAACCGCCCCCACCCUCCCCCGGCUGCCCGUUUCCGCUCUCCACCCCCGCGACCGUGUGCGGCUUCCAACCGCCCAACGGUGUCACACCCCCUGCCCCCUCAUGCCAUCCGCUCCCCCCGCCCCUACCCUCCGCGUGCCCGCUCCCUCGCCGCCUCUUUUGACCCUCCCUGCCCCCCUCGCCGUUACCCACCGCUCGCCAUUCGCUCCUCCCCGCCCGUGCCCUCCCCUCGUUUACCUUCGCCUCCCCCCUCCCCUCCUCUGCUGCACGCCUCUUCCUUCCCCUCGCUAACCCACUCCACUCCCUGCCCCUCCUCAAUCCGCACCCUGCCCCUCGUUUCUCGCCCCCCUACGCUUGGUUUCUCCCCUCCCUGCCCCUCGCCGCCUUUCUCCGCUCCCCACCUCCCCCCUCUCCCUGCCCCCCCACUCUCCUCCACUUGCCCUUGGCUUCCCACCUCCCUGCCCCACCUUUCCCCCCUCCGUGUGCUCAGCUUCUCCCCUCCCUGCCUCUCCCUCCUCCCCGCCCUGCCCCUCAUUUUCCGCCCCCCCACGCCCGGUUUCUCCCCUCCCUGCACCUCCCUUUCUUUCUCCGUGCCUCUCCUUUGCUCCCUCCCUGCCCCCGCCUGCCCAUGCCCCUGUCUUUGGUUUCUCCCCUCCCUGCCCCACGUUUCUUCCCUCCCUGAGAUCACCUUGUACCCCCUCUGCCCCUCCCUUGUUCUCCCCGCACCCAUUGCUUCUCCCCUCCCUGCCCUUGAUUUCCCGCACCCCUGCCCUUGUUUCCUACCAUCCAUGCCCCUCGUUUCCCCUCUUUGUACGUUCACCCUCUUCCCUCCCUGCCCCUCCCUUCCUCCCCCCCUGCCCUUUGCUUUCCCCUCCCCCUGCCCGUUGCUGCCCCUCCCCUUGCCCCCUCAACUCCCCUGCCCCCCGUACACCCCACUCCCGUCCAACCGCCCCCACCCUCCCCCGGCUGCCCGUUUCCGCUCUCCACCCCCGCGACCGUGUGCGGCUUCCAACCGCCCAACGGUGUCACACCCCCUGCCCCCUCAUGCCAUCCGCUCCCCCCGCCCCUACCCUCCGCGUGCCCGCUCCCUCGCCGCCUCUUUUGACCCUCCCUGCCCCCCUCGCCGUUACCCACCGCUCGCCAUUCGCUCCUCCCCGCCCGUGCCCUCCCCUCGUUUACCUUCGCCUCCCCCCUCCCCUCCUCUGCUGCACGCCUCUUCCUUCCCCUCGCUAACCCACUCCACUCCCUGCCCCUCCUCAAUCCGCACCCUGCCCCUCGUUUCUCGCCCCCCUACGCUUGGUUUCUCCCCUCCCUGCCCCUCGCCGCCUUUCUCCGCUCCCCACCUCCCCCCUCUCCCUGCCCCCCCACUCUCCUCCACUUGCCCUUGGCUUCCCACCUCCCUGCCCCACCUUUCCCCCCUCCGUGUGCUCAGCUUCUCCCCUCCCUGCCUCUCCCUCCUCCCCGCCCUGCCCCUCAUUUUCCGCCCCCCCACGCCCGGUUUCUCCCCUCCCUGCACCUCCCUUUCUUUCUCCGUGCCUCUCCUUUGCUCCCUCCCUGCCCCCGCCUGCCCAUGCCCCUGUCUUUGGUUUCUCCCCUCCCUGCCCCACGUUUCUUCCCUCCCUGAGAUCACCUUGUACCCCCUCUGCCCCUCCCUUGUUCUCCCCGCACCCAUUGCUUCUCCCCUCCCUGCCCUUGAUUUCCCGCACCCCUGCCCUUGUUUCCUACCAUCCAUGCCCCUCGUUUCCCCUCUUUGUACGUUCACCCUCUUCCCUCCCUGCCCCUCCCUUCCUCCCCCCCUGCCCUUUGCUUUCCCCUCGUUACGCUCCCUUCUCCCCAUCCCUGCUGCCCUCUUACCACCAUCAGCCCGUCCCCACCACCAGCCCCCCUCCCACCCUUCUCCCCCCCCCCCUCUCCCUCUCUCUCUCUCUCUCUCUCUCUUUCUCUCGCACACACACACACACACACACUCCCCUCCCCCACCCCCCACCCACAUCCUCCCGUUCUGCCCCUCCCUGCCCCUGUUCCACCCCCUCGCACGCCCCUCACCUCUCACCUCCGUUCAACUGGAUUCCCCCCCUCUGGUGCAUCCCUUGCAUCGCUCGCCCCUCUGCUCACCCUCUGCCCGCCCCUUUUCCUUGCCCUCAGCUGGCCCAGCCCCUGCCCGUUGCUGCCCCUCCCCUUGCCCCCUCAACUCCCCUGCCCCCCGUACACCCCACUCCCGUCCAACCGCCCCCACCCUCCCCCGGCUGCCCGUUUCCGCUCUCCACCCCCGCGACCGUUCACACCCCCUGCCCCCUCAUGCCAUCCGCUCCCCCCGCCCCUACCCUCCGCGUGCCCGCUCCCUCGCCGCCUCUUUUGACCCUCCCUGCCCCCCUCGCCGUUACCCACCGCUCGCCAUUCGCUCCUCCCCGCCCGUGCCCUCCCCUCGUUUACCUUCGCCUCCCCCCUCCCCUCCUCUGCUGCACGCCUCUUCCUUCCCCUCGCUAACCCACUCCACUCCCUGCCCCUCCUCAAUCCGCACCCUGCCCCUCGUUUCUCGCCCCCCUACGCUUGGUUUCUCCCCUCCCUGCCCCUCGCCGCCUUUCUCCGCUCCCCACCUCCCCCCUCUCCCUGCCCCCCCACUCUCCUCCACUUGCCCUUGGCUUCCCACCUCCCUGCCCCACCUUUCCCCCCUCCGUGUGCUCAGCUUCUCCCCUCCCUGCCUCUCCCUCCUCCCCGCCCUGCCCCUCAUUUUCCGCCCCCCCACGCCCGGUUUCUCCCCUCCCUGCACCUCCCUUUCUUUCUCCGUGCCUCUCCUUUGCUCCCUCCCUGCCCCCGCCUGCCCAUGCCCCUGUCUUUGGUUUCUCCCCUCCCUGCCCCACGUUUCUUCCCUCCCUGAGAUCACCUUGUACCCCCUCUGCCCCUCCCUUGUUCUCCCCGCACCCAUUGCUUCUCCCCUCCCUGCCCUUGAUUUCCCGCACCCCUGCCCUUGUUUCCUACCAUCCAUGCCCCUCGUUUCCCCUCUUUGUACGUUCACCCUCUUCCCUCCCUGCCCCUCCCUUCCUCCCCCCCUGCCCUUUGCUUUCCCCUCGUUACGCUCCCUUCUCCCCAUCCCUGCUGCCCUCUUACCACCAUCAGCCCGUCCCCACCACCAGCCCCCCUCCCACCCUUCUCCCCCCCCCCCUCUCCCUCUCUCUCUCUCUCUCUCUCUCUUUCUCUCGCACACACACACACACACACACUCCCCUCCCCCACCCCCCACCCACAUCCUCCCGUUCUGCCCCUCCCUGCCCCUGUUCCACCCCCUCGCACGCCCCUCACCUCUCACCUCCGUUCAACUGGAUUCCCCCCCUCUGGUGCAUCCCUUGCAUCGCUCGCCCCUCUGCUCACCCUCUGCCCGCCCCUUUUCCUUGCCCUCAGCUGGCCCAGCCCCUGCCCGUUGCUGCCCCUCCCCUUGCCCCCUCAACUCCCCUGCCCCCCGUACACCCCACUCCCGUCCAACCGCCCCCACCCUCCCCCGGCUGCCCGUUUCCGCUCUCCACCCCCGCGACCGUUCACACCCCCUGCCCCCUCAUGCCAUCCGCUCCCCCCGCCCCUACCCUCCGCGUGCCCGCUCCCUCGCCGCCUCUUUUGACCCUCCCUGCCCCCCUCGCCGUUACCCACCGCUCGCCAUUCGCUCCUCCCCGCCCGUGCCCUCCCCUCGUUUACCUUCGCCUCCCCCCUCCCCUCCUCUGCUGCACGCCUCUUCCUUCCCCUCGCUAACCCACUCCACUCCCUGCCCCUCCUCAAUCCGCACCCUGCCCCUCGUUUCUCGCCCCCCUACGCUUGGUUUCUCCCCUCCCUGCCCCUCGCCGCCUUUCUCCGCUCCCCACCUCCCCCCUCUCCCUGCCCCCCCACUCUCCUCCACUUGCCCUUGGCUUCCCACCUCCCUGCCCCACCUUUCCCCCCUCCGUGUGCUCAGCUUCUCCCCUCCCUGCCUCUCCCUCCUCCCCGCCCUGCCCCUCAUUUUCCGCCCCCCCACGCCCGGUUUCUCCCCUCCCUGCACCUCCCUUUCUUUCUCCGUGCCUCUCCUUUGCUCCCUCCCUGCCCCCGCCUGCCCAUGCCCCUGUCUUUGGUUUCUCCCCUCCCUGCCCCACGUUUCUUCCCUCCCUGAGAUCACCUUGUACCCCCUCUGCCCCUCCCUUGUUCUCCCCGCACCCAUUGCUUCUCCCCUCCCUGCCCUUGAUUUCCCGCACCCCUGCCCUUGUUUCCUACCAUCCAUGCCCCUCGUUUCCCCUCUUUGUACGUUCACCCUCUUCCCUCCCUGCCCCUCCCUUCCUCCCCCCCUGCCCUUUGCUUUCCCCUCGUUACGCUCCCUUCUCCCCAUCCCUGCUGCCCUCUUACCACCAUCAGCCCGUCCCCACCACCAGCCCCCCUCCCACCCUUCUCCCCCCCCCCCUCUCCCUCUCUCUCUCUCUCUCUCUCUCUUUCUCUCGCACACACACACACACACACACUCCCCUCCCCCACCCCCCACCCACAUCCUCCCGUUCUGCCCCUCCCUGCCCCUGUUCCACCCCCUCGCACGCCCCUCACCUCUCACCUCCGUUCAACUGGAUUCCCCCCCUCUGGUGCAUCCCUUGCAUCGCUCGCCCCUCUGCUCACCCUCUGCCCGCCCCUUUUCCUUGCCCUCAGCUGGCCCAGCCCCUGCCCGUUGCUGCCCCUCCCCUUGCCCCCUCAACUCCCCUGCCCCCCGUACACCCCACUCCCGUCCAACCGCCCCCACCCUCCCCCGGCUGCCCGUUUCCGCUCUCCACCCCCGCGACCGUUCACACCCCCUGCCCCCUCAUGCCAUCCGCUCCCCCCGCCCCUACCCUCCGCGUGCCCGCUCCCUCGCCGCCUCUUUUGACCCUCCCUGCCCCCCUCGCCGUUACCCACCGCUCGCCAUUCGCUCCUCCCCGCCCGUGCCCUCCCCUCGUUUACCUUCGCCUCCCCCCUCCCCUCCUCUGCUGCACGCCUCUUCCUUCCCCUCGCUAACCCACUCCACUCCCUGCCCCUCCUCAAUCCGCACCCUGCCCCUCGUUUCUCGCCCCCCUAUGCUUGGUUUCUCCCCCCCUGCCCUUUGCUUUCCCCUCGUUACGCUCCCUUCUCCCCAUCCCUGCUGCCCUCUUACCACCAUCAGCCCCCCCUGCCCGUUGCUGCCCCUCCCCUUGCCCCCUCAACUCCCCUGCCCCCCGUACACCCCACUCCCGUCCAACCGCCCCCACCCUCCCCCGGCUGCCCGUUUCCGCUCUCCACCCCCGCGACCGUGUGCGGCUUCCAACCGCCCAACGGUGUCACACCCCCUGCCCCCUCAUGCCAUCCGCUCCCCCCGCCCCUACCCUCCGCGUGCCCGCUCCCUCGCCGCCUCUUUUGACCCUCCCUGCCCCCCUCGCCGUUACCCACCGCUCGCCAUUCGCUCCUCCCCGCCCGUGCCCUCCCCUCGUUUACCUUCGCCUCCCCCCUCCCCUCCUCUGCUGCACGCCUCUUCCUUCCCCUCGCUAACCCACUCCACUCCCUGCCCCUCCUCAAUCCGCACCCUGCCCCUCGUUUCUCGCCCCCCUACGCUUGGUUUCUCCCCUCCCUGCCCCUCGCCGCCUUUCUCCGCUCCCCACCUCCCCCCUCUCCCUGCCCCCCCACUCUCCUCCACUUGCCCUUGGCUUCCCACCUCCCUGCCCCACCUUUCCCCCCUCCGUGUGCUCAGCUUCUCCCCUCCCUGCCUCUCCCUCCUCCCCGCCCUGCCCCUCAUUUUCCGCCCCCCCACGCCCGGUUUCUCCCCUCCCUGCACCUCCCUUUCUUUCUCCGUGCCUCUCCUUUGCUCCCUCCCUGCCCCCGCCUGCCCAUGCCCCUGUCUUUGGUUUCUCCCCUCCCUGCCCCACGUUUCUUCCCUCCCUGAGAUCACCUUGUACCCCCUCUGCCCCUCCCUUGUUCUCCCCGCACCCAUUGCUUCUCCCCUCCCUGCCCUUGAUUUCCCGCACCCCUGCCCUUGUUUCCUACCAUCCAUGCCCCUCGUUUCCCCUCUUUGUACGUUCACCCUCUUCCCUCCCUGCCCCUCCCUUCCUCCCCCCCUGCCCUUUGCUUUCCCCUCCCCCUGCCCGUUGCUGCCCCUCCCCUUGCCCCCUCAACUCCCCUGCCCCCCGUACACCCCACUCCCGUCCAACCGCCCCCACCCUCCCCCGGCUGCCCGUUUCCGCUCUCCACCCCCGCGACCGUGUGCGGCUUCCAACCGCCCAACGGUGUCACACCCCCUGCCCCCUCAUGCCAUCCGCUCCCCCCGCCCCUACCCUCCGCGUGCCCGCUCCCUCGCCGCCUCUUUUGACCCUCCCUGCCCCCCUCGCCGUUACCCACCGCUCGCCAUUCGCUCCUCCCCGCCCGUGCCCUCCCCUCGUUUACCUUCGCCUCCCCCCUCCCCUCCUCUGCUGCACGCCUCUUCCUUCCCCUCGCUAACCCACUCCACUCCCUGCCCCUCCUCAAUCCGCACCCUGCCCCUCGUUUCUCGCCCCCCUACGCUUGGUUUCUCCCCUCCCUGCCCCUCGCCGCCUUUCUCCGCUCCCCACCUCCCCCCUCUCCCUGCCCCCCCACUCUCCUCCACUUGCCCUUGGCUUCCCACCUCCCUGCCCCACCUUUCCCCCCUCCGUGUGCUCAGCUUCUCCCCUCCCUGCCUCUCCCUCCUCCCCGCCCUGCCCCUCAUUUUCCGCCCCCCCACGCCCGGUUUCUCCCCUCCCUGCACCUCCCUUUCUUUCUCCGUGCCUCUCCUUUGCUCCCUCCCUGCCCCCGCCUGCCCAUGCCCCUGUCUUUGGUUUCUCCCCUCCCUGCCCCACGUUUCUUCCCUCCCUGAGAUCACCUUGUACCCCCUCUGCCCCUCCCUUGUUCUCCCCGCACCCAUUGCUUCUCCCCUCCCUGCCCUUGAUUUCCCGCACCCCUGCCCUUGUUUCCUACCAUCCAUGCCCCUCGUUUCCCCUCUUUGUACGUUCACCCUCUUCCCUCCCUGCCCCUCCCUUCCUCCCCCCCUGCCCUUUGCUUUCCCCUCGUUACGCUCCCUUCUCCCCAUCCCUGCUGCCCUCUUACCACCAUCAGCCCGUCCCCACCACCAGCCCCCCUCCCACCCUUCUCCCCCCCCCCCUCUCCCUCUCUCUCUCUCUCUCUCUCUCUUUCUCUCGCACACACACACACACACACACUCCCCUCCCCCACCCCCCACCCACAUCCUCCCGUUCUGCCCCUCCCUGCCCCUGUUCCACCCCCUCGCACGCCCCUCACCUCUCACCUCCGUUCAACUGGAUUCCCCCCCUCUGGUGCAUCCCUUGCAUCGCUCGCCCCUCUGCUCACCCUCUGCCCGCCCCUUUUCCUUGCCCUCAGCUGGCCCAGCCCCUGCCCGUUGCUGCCCCUCCCCUUGCCCCCUCAACUCCCCUGCCCCCCGUACACCCCACUCCCGUCCAACCGCCCCCACCCUCCCCCGGCUGCCCGUUUCCGCUCUCCACCCCCGCGACCGUUCACACCCCCUGCCCCCUCAUGCCAUCCGCUCCCCCCGCCCCUACCCUCCGCGUGCCCGCUCCCUCGCCGCCUCUUUUGACCCUCCCUGCCCCCCUCGCCGUUACCCACCGCUCGCCAUUCGCUCCUCCCCGCCCGUGCCCUCCCCUCGUUUACCUUCGCCUCCCCCCUCCCCUCCUCUGCUGCACGCCUCUUCCUUCCCCUCGCUAACCCACUCCACUCCCUGCCCCUCCUCAAUCCGCACCCUGCCCCUCGUUUCUCGCCCCCCUAUGCUUGGUUUCUCCCCCCCUGCCCUUUGCUUUCCCCUCGUUACGCUCCCUUCUCCCCAUCCCUGCUGCCCUCUUACCACCAUCAGCCCCCCCUGCCCGUUGCUGCCCCUCCCCUUGCCCCCUCAACUCCCCUGCCCCCCGUACACCCCACUCCCGUCCAACCGCCCCCACCCUCCCCCGGCUGCCCGUUUCCGCUCUCCACCCCCGCGACCGUGUGCGGCUUCCAACCGCCCAACGGUGUCACACCCCCUGCCCCCUCAUGCCAUCCGCUCCCCCCGCCCCUACCCUCCGCGUGCCCGCUCCCUCGCCGCCUCUUUUGACCCUCCCUGCCCCCCUCGCCGUUACCCACCGCUCGCCAUUCGCUCCUCCCCGCCCGUGCCCUCCCCUCGUUUACCUUCGCCUCCCCCCUCCCCUCCUCUGCUGCACGCCUCUUCCUUCCCCUCGCUAACCCACUCCACUCCCUGCCCCUCCUCAAUCCGCACCCUGCCCCUCGUUUCUCGCCCCCCUACGCUUGGUUUCUCCCCUCCCUGCCCCUCGCCGCCUUUCUCCGCUCCCCACCUCCCCCCUCUCCCUGCCCCCCCACUCUCCUCCACUUGCCCUUGGCUUCCCACCUCCCUGCCCCACCUUUCCCCCCUCCGUGUGCUCAGCUUCUCCCCUCCCUGCCUCUCCCUCCUCCCCGCCCUGCCCCUCAUUUUCCGCCCCCCCACGCCCGGUUUCUCCCCUCCCUGCACCUCCCUUUCUUUCUCCGUGCCUCUCCUUUGCUCCCUCCCUGCCCCCGCCUGCCCAUGCCCCUGUCUUUGGUUUCUCCCCUCCCUGCCCCACGUUUCUUCCCUCCCUGAGAUCACCUUGUACCCCCUCUGCCCCUCCCUUGUUCUCCCCGCACCCAUUGCUUCUCCCCUCCCUGCCCUUGAUUUCCCGCACCCCUGCCCUUGUUUCCUACCAUCCAUGCCCCUCGUUUCCCCUCUUUGUACGUUCACCCUCUUCCCUCCCUGCCCCUCCCUUCCUCCCCCCCUGCCCUUUGCUUUCCCCUCGUUACGCUCCCUUCUCCCCAUCCCUGCUGCCCUCUUACCACCAUCAGCCCGUCCCCACCACCAGCCCCCCUCCCACCCUUCUCCCCCCCCCCCUCUCCCUCUCUCUCUCUCUCUCUCUCUCUUUCUCUCGCACACACACACACACACACACUCCCCUCCCCCACCCCCCACCCACAUCCUCCCGUUCUGCCCCUCCCUGCCCCUGUUCCACCCCCUCGCACGCCCCUCACCUCUCACCUCCGUUCAACUGGAUUCCCCCCCUCUGGUGCAUCCCUUGCAUCGCUCGCCCCUCUGCUCACCCUCUGCCCGCCCCUUUUCCUUGCCCUCAGCUGGCCCAGCCCCUGCCCGUUGCUGCCCCUCCCCUUGCCCCCUCAACUCCCCUGCCCCCCGUACACCCCACUCCCGUCCAACCGCCCCCACCCUCCCCCGGCUGCCCGUUUCCGCUCUCCACCCCCGCGACCGUUCACACCCCCUGCCCCCUCAUGCCAUCCGCUCCCCCCGCCCCUACCCUCCGCGUGCCCGCUCCCUCGCCGCCUCUUUUGACCCUCCCUGCCCCCCUCGCCGUUACCCACCGCUCGCCAUUCGCUCCUCCCCGCCCGUGCCCUCCCCUCGUUUACCUUCGCCUCCCCCCUCCCCUCCUCUGCUGCACGCCUCUUCCUUCCCCUCGCUAACCCACUCCACUCCCUGCCCCUCCUCAAUCCGCACCCUGCCCCUCGUUUCUCGCCCCCCUACGCUUGGUUUCUCCCCUCCCUGCCCCUCGCCGCCUUUCUCCGCUCCCCACCUCCCCCCUCUCCCUGCCCCCCCACUCUCCUCCACUUGCCCUUGGCUUCCCACCUCCCUGCCCCACCUUUCCCCCCUCCGUGUGCUCAGCUUCUCCCCUCCCUGCCUCUCCCUCCUCCCCGCCCUGCCCCUCAUUUUCCGCCCCCCCACGCCCGGUUUCUCCCCUCCCUGCACCUCCCUUUCUUUCUCCGUGCCUCUCCUUUGCUCCCUCCCUGCCCCCGCCUGCCCAUGCCCCUGUCUUUGGUUUCUCCCCUCCCUGCCCCACGUUUCUUCCCUCCCUGAGAUCACCUUGUACCCCCUCUGCCCCUCCCUUGUUCUCCCCGCACCCAUUGCUUCUCCCCUCCCUGCCCUUGAUUUCCCGCACCCCUGCCCUUGUUUCCUACCAUCCAUGCCCCUCGUUUCCCCUCUUUGUACGUUCACCCUCUUCCCUCCCUGCCCCUCCCUUCCUCCCCCCCUGCCCUUUGCUUUCCCCUCGUUACGCUCCCUUCUCCCCAUCCCUGCUGCCCUCUUACCACCAUCAGCCCGUCCCCACCACCAGCCCCCCUCCCACCCUUCUCCCCCCCCCCCUCUCCCUCUCUCUCUCUCUCUCUCUCUCUUUCUCUCGCACACACACACACACACACACUCCCCUCCCCCACCCCCCACCCACAUCCUCCCGUUCUGCCCCUCCCUGCCCCUGUUCCACCCCCUCGCACGCCCCUCACCUCUCACCUCCGUUCAACUGGAUUCCCCCCCUCUGGUGCAUCCCUUGCAUCGCUCGCCCCUCUGCUCACCCUCUGCCCGCCCCUUUUCCUUGCCCUCAGCUGGCCCAGCCCCUGCCCGUUGCUGCCCCUCCCCUUGCCCCCUCAACUCCCCUGCCCCCCGUACACCCCACUCCCGUCCAACCGCCCCCACCCUCCCCCGGCUGCCCGUUUCCGCUCUCCACCCCCGCGACCGUUCACACCCCCUGCCCCCUCAUGCCAUCCGCUCCCCCCGCCCCUACCCUCCGCGUGCCCGCUCCCUCGCCGCCUCUUUUGACCCUCCCUGCCCCCCUCGCCGUUACCCACCGCUCGCCAUUCGCUCCUCCCCGCCCGUGCCCUCCCCUCGUUUACCUUCGCCUCCCCCCUCCCCUCCUCUGCUGCACGCCUCUUCCUUCCCCUCGCUAACCCACUCCACUCCCUGCCCCUCCUCAAUCCGCACCCUGCCCCUCGUUUCUCGCCCCCCUACGCUUGGUUUCUCCCCUCCCUGCCCCUCGCCGCCUUUCUCCGCUCCCCACCUCCCCCCUCUCCCUGCCCCCCCACUCUCCUCCACUUGCCCUUGGCUUCCCACCUCCCUGCCCCACCUUUCCCCCCUCCGUGUGCUCAGCUUCUCCCCUCCCUGCCUCUCCCUCCUCCCCGCCCUGCCCCUCAUUUUCCGCCCCCCCACGCCCGGUUUCUCCCCUCCCUGCACCUCCCUUUCUUUCUCCGUGCCUCUCCUUUGCUCCCUCCCUGCCCCCGCCUGCCCAUGCCCCUGUCUUUGGUUUCUCCCCUCCCUGCCCCACGUUUCUUCCCUCCCUGAGAUCACCUUGUACCCCCUCUGCCCCUCCCUUGUUCUCCCCGCACCCAUUGCUUCUCCCCUCCCUGCCCUUGAUUUCCCGCACCCCUGCCCUUGUUUCCUACCAUCCAUGCCCCUCGUUUCCCCUCUUUGUACGUUCACCCUCUUCCCUCCCUGCCCCUCCCUUCCUCCCCCCCUGCCCUUUGCUUUCCCCUCGUUACGCUCCCUUCUCCCCAUCCCUGCUGCCCUCUUACCACCAUCAGCCCGUCCCCACCACCAGCCCCCCUCCCACCCUUCUCCCCCCCCCCCUCUCCCUCUCUCUCUCUCUCUCUCUCUCUUUCUCUCGCACACACACACACACACACACUCCCCUCCCCCACCCCCCACCCACAUCCUCCCGUUCUGCCCCUCCCUGCCCCUGUUCCACCCCCUCGCACGCCCCUCACCUCUCACCUCCGUUCAACUGGAUUCCCCCCCUCUGGUGCAUCCCUUGCAUCGCUCGCCCCUCUGCUCACCCUCUGCCCGCCCCUUUUCCUUGCCCUCAGCUGGCCCAGCCCCUGCCCGUUGCUGCCCCUCCCCUUGCCCCCUCAACUCCCCUGCCCCCCGUACACCCCACUCCCGUCCAACCGCCCCCACCCUCCCCCGGCUGCCCGUUUCCGCUCUCCACCCCCGCGACCGUUCACACCCCCUGCCCCCUCAUGCCAUCCGCUCCCCCCGCCCCUACCCUCCGCGUGCCCGCUCCCUCGCCGCCUCUUUUGACCCUCCCUGCCCCCCUCGCCGUUACCCACCGCUCGCCAUUCGCUCCUCCCCGCCCGUGCCCUCCCCUCGUUUACCUUCGCCUCCCCCCUCCCCUCCUCUGCUGCACGCCUCUUCCUUCCCCUCGCUAACCCACUCCACUCCCUGCCCCUCCUCAAUCCGCACCCUGCCCCUCGUUUCUCGCCCCCCUAUGCUUGGUUUCUCCCCCCCUGCCCUUUGCUUUCCCCUCGUUACGCUCCCUUCUCCCCAUCCCUGCUGCCCUCUUACCACCAUCAGCCCCCCCUGCCCGUUGCUGCCCCUCCCCUUGCCCCCUCAACUCCCCUGCCCCCCGUACACCCCACUCCCGUCCAACCGCCCCCACCCUCCCCCGGCUGCCCGUUUCCGCUCUCCACCCCCGCGACCGUGUGCGGCUUCCAACCGCCCAACGGUGUCACACCCCCUGCCCCCUCAUGCCAUCCGCUCCCCCCGCCCCUACCCUCCGCGUGCCCGCUCCCUCGCCGCCUCUUUUGACCCUCCCUGCCCCCCUCGCCGUUACCCACCGCUCGCCAUUCGCUCCUCCCCGCCCGUGCCCUCCCCUCGUUUACCUUCGCCUCCCCCCUCCCCUCCUCUGCUGCACGCCUCUUCCUUCCCCUCGCUAACCCACUCCACUCCCUGCCCCUCCUCAAUCCGCACCCUGCCCCUCGUUUCUCGCCCCCCUACGCUUGGUUUCUCCCCUCCCUGCCCCUCGCCGCCUUUCUCCGCUCCCCACCUCCCCCCUCUCCCUGCCCCCCCACUCUCCUCCACUUGCCCUUGGCUUCCCACCUCCCUGCCCCACCUUUCCCCCCUCCGUGUGCUCAGCUUCUCCCCUCCCUGCCUCUCCCUCCUCCCCGCCCUGCCCCUCAUUUUCCGCCCCCCCACGCCCGGUUUCUCCCCUCCCUGCACCUCCCUUUCUUUCUCCGUGCCUCUCCUUUGCUCCCUCCCUGCCCCCGCCUGCCCAUGCCCCUGUCUUUGGUUUCUCCCCUCCCUGCCCCACGUUUCUUCCCUCCCUGAGAUCACCUUGUACCCCCUCUGCCCCUCCCUUGUUCUCCCCGCACCCAUUGCUUCUCCCCUCCCUGCCCUUGAUUUCCCGCACCCCUGCCCUUGUUUCCUACCAUCCAUGCCCCUCGUUUCCCCUCUUUGUACGUUCACCCUCUUCCCUCCCUGCCCCUCCCUUCCUCCCCCCCUGCCCUUUGCUUUCCCCUCCCCCUGCCCGUUGCUGCCCCUCCCCUUGCCCCCUCAACUCCCCUGCCCCCCGUACACCCCACUCCCGUCCAACCGCCCCCACCCUCCCCCGGCUGCCCGUUUCCGCUCUCCACCCCCGCGACCGUGUGCGGCUUCCAACCGCCCAACGGUGUCACACCCCCUGCCCCCUCAUGCCAUCCGCUCCCCCCGCCCCUACCCUCCGCGUGCCCGCUCCCUCGCCGCCUCUUUUGACCCUCCCUGCCCCCCUCGCCGUUACCCACCGCUCGCCAUUCGCUCCUCCCCGCCCGUGCCCUCCCCUCGUUUACCUUCGCCUCCCCCCUCCCCUCCUCUGCUGCACGCCUCUUCCUUCCCCUCGCUAACCCACUCCACUCCCUGCCCCUCCUCAAUCCGCACCCUGCCCCUCGUUUCUCGCCCCCCUACGCUUGGUUUCUCCCCUCCCUGCCCCUCGCCGCCUUUCUCCGCUCCCCACCUCCCCCCUCUCCCUGCCCCCCCACUCUCCUCCACUUGCCCUUGGCUUCCCACCUCCCUGCCCCACCUUUCCCCCCUCCGUGUGCUCAGCUUCUCCCCUCCCUGCCUCUCCCUCCUCCCCGCCCUGCCCCUCAUUUUCCGCCCCCCCACGCCCGGUUUCUCCCCUCCCUGCACCUCCCUUUCUUUCUCCGUGCCUCUCCUUUGCUCCCUCCCUGCCCCCGCCUGCCCAUGCCCCUGUCUUUGGUUUCUCCCCUCCCUGCCCCACGUUUCUUCCCUCCCUGAGAUCACCUUGUACCCCCUCUGCCCCUCCCUUGUUCUCCCCGCACCCAUUGCUUCUCCCCUCCCUGCCCUUGAUUUCCCGCACCCCUGCCCUUGUUUCCUACCAUCCAUGCCCCUCGUUUCCCCUCUUUGUACGUUCACCCUCUUCCCUCCCUGCCCCUCCCUUCCUCCCCCCCUGCCCUUUGCUUUCCCCUCGUUACGCUCCCUUCUCCCCAUCCCUGCUGCCCUCUUACCACCAUCAGCCCGUCCCCACCACCAGCCCCCCUCCCACCCUUCUCCCCCCCCCCCCUCUCCCUCUCUCUCUCUCUCUCUCUCUCUUUCUCUCGCACACACACACACACACACACUCCCCUCCCCCACCCCCCACCCACAUCCUCCCGUUCUGCCCCUCCCUGCCCCUGUUCCACCCCCUCGCACGCCCCUCACCUCUCACCUCCGUUCAACUGGAUUCCCCCCCUCUGGUGCAUCCCUUGCAUCGCUCGCCCCUCUGCUCACCCUCUGCCCGCCCCUUUUCCUUGCCCUCAGCUGGCCCAGCCCCUGCCCGUUGCUGCCCCUCCCCUUGCCCCCUCAACUCCCCUGCCCCCCGUACACCCCACUCCCGUCCAACCGCCCCCACCCUCCCCCGGCUGCCCGUUUCCGCUCUCCACCCCCGCGACCGUGUGCGGCUUCCAACCGCCCAACGGUGUCACACCCCCUGCCCCCUCAUGCCAUCCGCUCCCCCCGCCCCUACCCUCCGCGUGCCCGCUCCCUCGCCGCCUCUUUUGACCCUCCCUGCCCCCCUCGCCGUUACCCACCGCUCGCCAUUCGCUCCUCCCCGCCCGUGCCCUCCCCUCGUUUACCUUCGCCUCCCCCCUCCCCUCCUCUGCUGCACGCCUCUUCCUUCCCCUCGCUAACCCACUCCACUCCCUGCCCCUCCUCAAUCCGCACCCUGCCCCUCGUUUCUCGCCCCCCUACGCUUGGUUUCUCCCCUCCCUGCCCCUCGCCGCCUUUCUCCGCUCCCCACCUCCCCCCUCUCCCUGCCCCCCCACUCUCCUCCACUUGCCCUUGGCUUCCCACCUCCCUGCCCCACCUUUCCCCCCUCCGUGUGCUCAGCUUCUCCCCUCCCUGCCUCUCCCUCCUCCCCGCCCUGCCCCUCAUUUUCCGCCCCCCCACGCCCGGUUUCUCCCCUCCCUGCACCUCCCUUUCUUUCUCCGUGCCUCUCCUUUGCUCCCUCCCUGCCCCCGCCUGCCCAUGCCCCUGUCUUUGGUUUCUCCCCUCCCUGCCCCACGUUUCUUCCCUCCCUGAGAUCACCUUGUACCCCCUCUGCCCCUCCCUUGUUCUCCCCGCACCCAUUGCUUCUCCCCUCCCUGCCCUUGAUUUCCCGCACCCCUGCCCUUGUUUCCUACCAUCCAUGCCCCUCGUUUCCCCUCUUUGUACGUUCACCCUCUUCCCUCCCUGCCCCUCCCUUCCUCCCCCCCUGCCCUUUGCUUUCCCCUCGUUACGCUCCCUUCUCCCCAUCCCUGCUGCCCUCUUACCACCAUCAGCCCGUCCCCACCACCAGCCCCCCUCCCACCCUUCUCCCCCCCCCCCUCUCCCUCUCUCUCUCUCUCUCUCUCUCUUUCUCUCGCACACACACACACACACACACUCCCCUCCCCCACCCCCCACCCACAUCCUCCCGUUCUGCCCCUCCCUGCCCCUGUUCCACCCCCUCGCACGCCCCUCACCUCUCACCUCCGUUCAACUGGAUUCCCCCCCUCUGGUGCAUCCCUUGCAUCGCUCGCCCCUCUGCUCACCCUCUGCCCGCCCCUUUUCCUUGCCCUCAGCUGGCCCAGCCCCUGCCCGUUGCUGCCCCUCCCCUUGCCCCCUCAACUCCCCUGCCCCCCGUACACCCCACUCCCGUCCAACCGCCCCCACCCUCCCCCGGCUGCCCGUUUCCGCUCUCCACCCCCGCGACCGUUCACACCCCCUGCCCCCUCAUGCCAUCCGCUCCCCCCGCCCCUACCCUCCGCGUGCCCGCUCCCUCGCCGCCUCUUUUGACCCUCCCUGCCCCCCUCGCCGUUACCCACCGCUCGCCAUUCGCUCCUCCCCGCCCGUGCCCUCCCCUCGUUUACCUUCGCCUCCCCCCUCCCCUCCUCUGCUGCACGCCUCUUCCUUCCCCUCGCUAACCCACUCCACUCCCUGCCCCUCCUCAAUCCGCACCCUGCCCCUCGUUUCUCGCCCCCCUAUGCUUGGUUUCUCCCCCCCUGCCCUUUGCUUUCCCCUCCCCCUGCCCGUUGCUGCCCCUCCCCUUGCCCCCUCAACUCCCCUGCCCCCCGUACACCCCACUCCCGUCCAACCGCCCCCACCCUCCCCCGGCUGCCCGUUUCCGCUCUCCACCCCCGCGACCGUGCCCUACCCCUACAGGCCAACCACCAAACUCACACCCCCCUCUCGUACCUGCCCCUCCACAGGGCCAUGGGAGCGAUCCAGCCCACCCACCCCCGGGCCGCCUCUCUCUUCCAAUAAACUCCCCCCCCAGGUGGCGGCAGCCGGGAUGGAGGCCGACGGGAUGAGGGAUGCGCCCAUGGCAGACGCCACCGACUCCCCCUCCCAUGCCUCCCACCCCAUCCAUGUCGACGCCCCCCUACCGCAACCCAUGGUGAUAGGGGAGGGCCAAGGGGGUUUUCUAGGGCAGGGUCCACACCCGAGCUCUGCUCAGCCAGCACGCCCCACCCCACCCUCUACCCUGCCAGCCCUCCUACCCUCACCAGCAGGCAGGCAGGUCACCGGGACCCCAGAGGAGGUGAGGGCUGCCAUCUCAGAUUUGCGGGCGAUACAGAGCCCGAGCAGCUCCCCGGCUGCCCCCACCCUAUCAAUCCCACAGGUCCGGACCCGGACGUAUGCGGAGGUCACCCGUUCUGUCCCUUCUUUUAUCCCCCCCACUACUCAUCCAGGCCCGUCACUCCCGUCCCCGAUGGAGACAGACCUGGUUCCGAGGCCGUGUCGCUCGCACCUAGACGUGGUGGCGCCUCCCCCCGUUCAGCCCGUUGCCGACACACAACCCGUGGCGCAGGAGGGCACCGGCUUUAGGGAUGAGACAUCUGCCCCUGCCCAGACCCCCCCGCCUGGGGUAGCAGAGCCGCCACUUGGACCGCACCCCGCCGAGGGACAGGGGCACACCACGGCGCACACUUCAGGCUCACCUCCACGUCCCCCCUCCCUAGCUUCGGGACCGUCCUCUCCUCCCCUUAUCCCAGGCGAUCCUCUUGCAGCUCAGGCCACCCAUGGGGCCCCCUCUACAGCCAGUUCCGACGCCACGGCCCCGAUCGGCCCCACCGACACGGCGACAUCACCCGACCAGGUCGUGAGAUGCCCCACCUGCAGGAGCUCUCUCGCGAACCGACGUGCCCUUCAGCACCACACGCCCUUCUGCCAUCCUGCGGACGCGGCUCGUAGGGCACAGGCCCUCCACGACACCUCAUCUGUCCUCCCAUCCCUCUCGGAGCCACAAGGGACGAGGACGCAUUUCACAGAUGCACAGUGGCAAACGCUGGAAUCCUUCGAUUGGACGGAGUAUUUCUCGCCAGAGCGCACCCACGCCCGCCCUCUCCGACGCAUUCCUGCUAGGGUCCGCGGAGGAUAUCUUGACGUCCUCUGCACGAUCUUGGCCCGUGUAUCCCAGGAUCCCGAGGCUCCGGGCCCUACCUUCCUCCUCGCCACUGCACCCACACUUCUCCUCACGCAGGCGACCCCGCCAGACCGCUCGCACACGACUGCCAUCGCAGCACGGGUCUCCCGCUUCAUGCGAGGUGAGUGGACUGAGCUACUCUCUGAGGCCCUGAUCCGUCGCACCCCCCUCCCUCGACGCACAUCCCGGCGCGCACGUCCCGUCACCGCCCAGUCCACCGCAGAUGAGCGUCGCAUCGCACGUUGCCUCCGUCUGGCAGCGUGCAAUGAGACCUCACGGGCCUGCGCGGCUCUUGAGUCCGCGGAGGCCACCCCAGAUACACAGGGGACAACACAGCGCCUACAGUCGAACCACCCCAACGCGGAGAGGCCAACCCCAGUUUGGCUGUCGGACUACCAGGGGACUGCUCUCGUGCUCUCGACGGAUCACCUAUGUCGCGCCAUCUUCACAGCUCCGCAGCUUUGCUUCCGGAGCGAGGCGCCUUCUGGAGGCGCAUGCCUUGGAGGUCGGGCUGAGGCGGGACUGCCGGGCGGCGGGGCACAGUGGGGACAGCAUCAGCUGCGGGGUCGGGUGGCGCGAGGGGCAGGUGGGCAGAGGGGACGGCAGGGGGGUGCAGAACCAGCCAGGGCGGAGAGGGAGGACAGCAGAGGCAGCAGCAGGAGAGCCCGCACAGUCACACCCCCUGCCCCCUCAUGCCAUCCGCUCCCCCCGCCCUACCCUCCGCGUGCCCGCUCCCUCGCCGCCUCUUUUGACCCUCCCUGCCCCCCUCGCCGUUACCCACCGCUCGCCAUUCGCUCCUCCCCGCCCGUGCCCUCCCCUCGUUUACCUUCGCCUCCCCCCUCCCCUCCUCUGCUGCACGCCUCUUCCUUCCCCUCGCUAACCCACUCCACUCCCUGCCCCUCCUCAAUCCGCACCCUGCCCCUCGUUUCUCGCCCCCCUAUGCUUGGUUUCUCCCCUCCCUGCCCCUCGCCGCCUUUCUCCGCUCCCCACCUCCCCCCUCUCCCUGCCCCCCCACUCUCCUCCACUUGCCCUUGGCUUCCCACCUCCCUGCCCCACCUUCCCCCCUUCGUGUGCUCAGCUUCUCCCCUCCCUGCCUCUCCCCUCACUCCCCCGCCCUGCCCCUCAUUUUCCGCCCCCCCACGCCCGGUUUCUCCCCUCCCUGCACCUCCCUUUCUUUCUCCGUGCCUCUCCUUUGCUCCCUCCCUGCCCCCGCCUGCCCAUGCCCCUGUCUUUUGGUUUCCUCCUCCCUGCCCCACGUUUCUUCCCUCCCUGAGAUCACCUUGUACCCCCUCUGCCCCUCCCUUGUUCUCCCCGCACCCAUUGCUUCUCCCCUCCCUGCCCUUGAUUUCCCGCACCCCUGCCCUUGUUUCCUACCAUCCCAUGCCCCUCGUUUCCCCCUCUUUGUACGUUCACCCUCUUCCCUCCCUGCCCCUCCCUUCCUCCCCCCCUGCCCUUUGCUUCCCCUCCCCCUGCCCGUUGCUGCCCCUCCCCUUGCCCCCUCAACUCCCCUGCCCCCCGUACACCCCACUCCCGUCCAACCACCCCCACCCUCCCCGGCUGCCCGUUUCCGCUCUCCCCCCCGCGACCGUACUACAGCAGGUGAGGCCGCAGGGACUGCAGCAGGCAAGGCUGCAGAGACUGCAGCAGGUGAGGCUGCAGGAACCACAGCGGGUGAGGCUGCAGGAGGGACCAUGGCAGGUGAGGCCGCAGGGACCGCAGCAGGUGAGGCUGCAGGGACCGCAGCAGGUGAGGCUGCAGGGGCCGCAGCAGGUGAGUGCUGCACAGACUACAGCAGGUGAGGCCGCAGGGACUGCAGCAGGUGAGGCCGCAGGGACUGCAGCAGGUGAGGCUGCAGGGACUGCAGCAGGUGAGGCUGCAGGGACUGCAGCAAGUGAGGCGCAGGGACCGCGGCAGGGGGAGGUGCUACGGGGGGGCUGCGCGGGGGAGGGUGUAACGGGGACUGGUGUGAGGGAGAGUGCCGCCCCGGCUGUAGCAGGAGAGGGUGCGGCAAGGGCCGGAGUGGGAGAGGGGACAGCAGAGGCCUCAAAGGCAGAAGGUGAGGCUGCAGCUGAAGCAGCAGGGAGGGCAUUAGCACGGCCAGUAGGGGCAGCAGGGCCGCAGCAAGCGCGGUGGAGCACACAGCAGGGCCGGCAGAGACUGCAGAAGGGGCUAGCAGUAAAGAGACAGCAGGUCCCUGUAGCAUCCUGGGGGGCAGCCAAGGCCCUGGCCUUCUUGGCGGAGCCGUGCUCCCCGACCCCCACGCUGUUCCAUGACCAGCCCCCCCUCUGUCCCCAACGCCUGACACCACGCUUACAGACGGUCCGUCAGGAGGAGCACGCCGGCACGGCGAGGGCAGAGCCUCCUACACCCAGCCCCAUCCUUGCCCCUCACCCCUCCUCGCCCCUUUCCUCUCCCCUAAGAGCAGCACACUCCCGCCCCCACCCUCAGGGGUCCCUCUAG